UACAAGGGGAACUGAACCCUGUUCCUUUCCAUUUCUUUAUCCCCCUGAAAAUCAGGUUUGAUAUAUUUUGAAUCAAACACUCUGCAAUUAAAUGAAGUUGAAGUCACCCGUGCCACUGUUUUUGAAUCUGGAGUUUGAGAUCACUGGUGGCAUCCCUGAAGAAGGGAUGGUUAAACGUCCUGCUCAGCAAUUACCUUCCUGGUCGUGAAAGUUCUGAGUAUAGGCCAAAGGCUGCGGUCGAAAGCUGAAGCGGUCGCAACAGAAGGGGCUGAAAGAACAAAUUAUGCGAUUGCAUUUUGUGGUGUUCCUCUUCUGGAACAGGAUGGCUGUGAGAGAGGGUUGUGCUGCCUGUCAAAGCUGGAGCCCCCACUCUCUGCCUUUGUAAUCGCCUGACAAUACAGGAGUAAAAAUAACCAGCCCGCAUUUGCAGAGAGAUAAAAGUUUGCCUUUUGUGUCUCUAUGGGCAGUAGGGCAGCAGCACCAAUGGAGCUGAUAUGACACAUGGGAAUUUCUGACAUAUCUCUCCCUACUCUGACCUUGAGGGACACAAUAAAAAGGGGCUUCACAGCACACACACACACAGUCACUCAGCCCCGUAGCCAAGGUUGGUAAUCAAAAGCAUGUCUGUGUUGCAUGUUUGUUCUGUGCUGUUACCUUACCUUCCUUAGCAUGGCUUUUCAAAAAGAAAAGAGAAUAAGGAACAGGAUGUCUGUGGUUAUCAUGCUAACUCAUGAGGCUGGUGCAGGGUUGGUGAGUUCAAAGGGAAAGAUAAAAGAAUAAUGUGCAUUUAUUAAGAUUUGAGUUCAGUAAAGCCAGUAGCAAUAGUGUGUGUUAUUGAUGUUGUGUUUCCGCAUGCAUGUAUCCUGAAUAUGAGAACUAUUUGUUCCUGUAGCAACUUUUUAUUGGAAUGUUGUCAACAAUAGCCACUUAUAAAACAAUGAGUGGUCCUGCAGGAGUUAAUGGUCUAGCUGCACUCACCACUCUUUUGUAAUUCUAAAUGGAACCUUGUCUUCUUAGGCAUUUAUUUGUCAAAUUAAUGGAUGCAUCAACCAAACUUCUUCACUAGUUUGAUUGAGAGUUCAUGCAAAGCCGGGCUUCCAACCAUCCACAUUACCACUCAUGCAUGGACAGGUCUGCAGAUACUAGCUCAAUCAGAGUAGAAGCAUAGGGACCAUCUGCAGAGAGCUAUCUCUGAGAUAGAAAUUUGCAAAAGUGUAUGGCAGGAGUGGACAGUAGAUAGCUCACAAUCCACUAGUGAACCACCGGCCAGUUGCAAGCGGACUGACCAGUGCUUACAGAUUGUUGGGAUUUUUGUAGAGAAUGUUGAAUAAGUUGGAGCUGGGUCUGAUCCAACAAGUUGCUUCUUAUGUUCUUAAGCAAGGAUGCAUCUUCAUGAUCACCUACUACUGUAUAUAUAUUAGGAGAUCUUUUGCACUCUUGCUUUCUCAUUUAAAACACAUACACGUAAAGGGACCAAAGGGAAUCUUGUAAAAAUAAGCCAUCGUCUCAGCAAGAAGCAAGUCAUCCCAUCACUGUGUUACCAGAUUAAUUAAGCAAAUUGCUAUGUCAGUGAUUUGGAAUAAAGGUGUGAUGGAGUGUACCAGGAACAUAUUGAAACAACUGUUGUUUGCCAUGUAUGAGGCAUGCAUUGGCCAAGAGACAGCUGGCUUUGGUUCACCCAGCAGAAAAGCAGUAGGCUGAUACAUUGGAGUGAGGUAUUUAUUCUGUUUAGAUGUAGUACAAGUUGAUGGACUUAAGCCUAUAGGGACAUACCGGGAAAGAAAGAUAGAAAGAAGAAAGUUCUAAUUCUUCUUUUGACACUGGAAGAAUCUUUUCUAUGUUUAGGUAGGACAGAAAAUGAAUGGAUAGCAUUUUUCUGCAUGGGGGGGAUACUGUGUUUUUUUGUAGCUAACUGGGCUAAUGCUUUGUUUCUGUUCUCUCUUCUCAAUGUUCUAGAGUGUUCAGAUUAUCUGUUUUCUGCUGUUGAGCACUACUCCUUGAGGCAAGAUGUCUAUGUUGGACAUGGCUGAGUUUGGGGAGGCGGCUGAGUACCUCCGGAAAAGUUAUGAGGAGAUGUUAAAAUAUCACAAUAUACCAUUUGAUGGUAAGGCAACUUUUACUGUUCUCAAGGGGCCUUGUAUCCAUGACCCCCUCCCUCCCUUUCUUAUCAAGUGUUGCUAUCAUUUGCUUAUAUGUAUUGGGGCGAUUAUAACCACUCCUAGGAGAACAUUUGUUUACCUAGUGUUGCUGCAGAUUAAAACCCAUUAAUUUCAGAGUAUUUGAAUCAAAUGUUUAUGAAAUCUGAUUACAACUACUGUAUUUAAGUUCUACUAAUCAUACAGCUCCAUUUUGCAAUUUGUAGGUAAACCUUUAGUAAGAUUGUGUUUUUCUUGACGAUUACACCACUACUGUAAUAUGUAAAUUGGACACGUGAACAAAGUACUUCUGGAAGGACUGUGUGAGACAAAAGUAUCUGCUUUCUAGAAACCUGUGGAGAAUUUAGUUUGGGAAGCUGUUUCUUAGCCAUCUGUCACACUAGGGAUAAACAAUUGACUGCAGGAGUAUCCAGAAAUGGAUACUCAUUCUUUCCACCUCUGCCAUUAUCAUAUUACAUGUGGGCUAUUCACUGCCAUUGUUACAAUUUACAGGAGUGAUCUGUUUGGUUUCAGAAUAAGUACCCCAAUGCUAAUGCACAAGGAAUGCAGGAACAUAAUAUUGCUUUCUUUGUCCUAAAAUACAUUUUCCAUCUGACUCAACUCUUAGGCUCACAGGCAAAUCCAGAAACAGGGACAAAUGUCACCGGACAAAAAUCUAGAAAGACCUGCUAUAUUUCAGCAUCUCUUGAAACAAUGUAUUUCUGGAUUGCCCCAGAGCAAACUUCCAUGUGUCUGAUUCUAGAAAUUCCUAGUCCAUUUCUGAAAUCAUUCAAGAUAAUGGUUGCGUACACCCUAUGUCUUUAAAGUACUUUUUGAAGCACAUUUCCCCCUUCAAAGAAUUAUGGGCACAGUAGUUUGUUAAGAGUUGCUGAGAAUAGUAACUCUGUGAGGGGUAAACUCCAGUAGGAAAGAAUACUUUAAAGGUAUUGUGUGUAUGCAGCCAAUUAUUGUCUGCAAUCAUGCACAUAGUUAAUCUACCUAAAUCCCACUGAAGUCAAUGGGAUAUAGGCAGCCUAACUAUGCUCAUAAUUGCAGCCAUUCUCUCUUCUACACACAUCCUUGGAUUUUUUUUAAUCAUAAACAUUUACCUGGCAAAUGCAAGUUGGCCUUUGAUAGAGCUGAAAUAAUUAUGCAUUUGGCCAGGAUUUCAAAAUCUGUGUCCAAUCUUUGUAAGUUUUUUUUAUUUUAUUUUUAAAAACUGAUUAUGUGGGAUACUUGGUAUUUUUUAUCUGUAUUUUAAAAGAUUUAUAAGCCAUUAUAACAUAACAGUGGUGUACUUCUAUAAUCUUAAGACUUCUGGAUACCUUCCAGGGUAUUUAAAACAAACAAACAAACAAACAAACAAACAAACAAACAAAGCCAAGCCAAGCAAAAAAGCCAUAAAACUUAAUCCAACAUCUUAUUUGUUGUCUUUGCAAGUCACUCUAGAAGCCUUUUUCACCUGGAGGGCAGGCUAAAAAUGCUUUCAACAAAUAUAUAUAUGAAUACUAUUAGAGGUAUUACAAAUUUGAAUUUGAAACAUGGUUAUGCAGUAUUGUGCAACAAAUUGGAGUUAGGAAGGCUUGCUUAAAUAUCCCUGCCCCAAUUAUCCCUGCUCUAGCCCUUGAUUCUGAUUCAUGAUUUACCACAUAUUGUAUAAGGUAGCAGCAAAAUACCCAAAUCAAUCGUAAAACAAGAUGGGUGUGAGAAUUACACAUCAUCUUGCAAUACCCAUGAUUUCCAGGUCCAUUGGCUUGGCUGGAGAAUGAAAGGAGGAGAAUACUAUUGUGUUUAGUUGUACUGCUAAAUUUUAUAAGUGCAUGUAUAGAAACUACUAAGAAUUUUUACCCUUAUUGCUCCCUUUUCCGGAGUGCUCUCAUUUCUCUUGUCUCUUUCGGGGGUUAUAAAGGAAAGAAGAGGGCCUGGAUCCCGGAUGAAAAGGAAGCAUAUAUUGAAGUGGAAGUCAAAGAAUCCUCUGGUGGCAAAGUCACUGUGGAAACGAAAGACAAAAAGGUAAAAGAAUUCCAUACUGAUGGGGGGCAGUGAAAUGUGGCAGGGAGGAAUUGAAAAGGAAAGAGAGCCUGCAUGAGGGCAUAUGGCAGAGGAAAGGAGGGAGAUGAAAUAUGCUUAAACAUGUCAUAUUGACCGCAGUUCUUACUGACGCUUCUGUAAUCAUCAAGAAUUAAGUGGUUCUUAUGUUACAGGAGCUUCCUAGGGCUCCAUCACACACUACUCUUCUGGGACAGAUCACACGGGAGAUGCGCAAUGAUCUUGUUUGUUUGGUUGAUGAUGAUGGUAAUUUUUAUUAUUUAUAUGCCAUCCAUCUGACUGGGUUGCCCAGCCACUCUGGGCAGCUUCCAACAAAACAUAAAACACAAUAAAAUAACAUUAAAAACUCCCCUAUGUAGGGCUGCCUUCAGAUGUCUUAUAAAAAAACCCUCAAGCAUGGGAAAUAACUUCAUUAUCAUUCCCUCCCAUGUAGUCUCCCCAGUUAAGACCAGGCUUGAAAUUUGUGUGGCUUCAUCAUUAUUAUGUUGUUUUUUGAAAGCUGGGUUAAGAGUUUAACAUUUCAAUCUGCUGUCUCUAGGGUUCACUUAUACUCCUCAUUUUAAAGGGUGAAUCUCUUUUAGGAUUGAUUAUAGAUUUUCAACUACCCACUGGCACAUGGGCAGGCAAACUAAAGUCUGGGGGCCAGAUCCGGCCCAAUCACCUUCUAAAUACUAAACAUUAGGAAGAACUUCCUGACAGCAAGAGCUGUUUGACAGUGGAAUUUGCUGCCAAGGAGUGUGGUGGAGUCUCCUUCUUUGGAGGUCUUUAAGCAGAGGCUUGACAACCAUAUGUCAGGAGUGCUCUGAUGGUGUUUCCUGCUUGGCAGGGGGUUGGACUCGAUGGCCCUUGUGGUCUCUUCCAACUCUAUGAUUCUAUGAUUCUAUGAUUCUAUAAAUCUGGCCCACGGACGGUCCGGGAAUCAGCGUGUUUUUACAUGAGUAGAAUGUGUGCUUUUAUUUAAAAUGCAUCUCUGGGUUAUUUGUGGGGCAUAGGAAUUUGUUCAUAUUUCCCCCCAAAAUAUAGUCUGGCCCCCCACAAGGUCUGAGGGACAGUGGACCGGCCCCCUCCUGAAAAAGUUUGCUGACCCCUGCACUAGCAUAACAAAGUCCCUCCCCUUCUCUCCUAUCUCUUCGCUGCCCCCCCCCCCCAUCUGCUCUGAAGGGCCAGAAGUUUCCCCAGAACAGUACAGGGAGAGGAGAUUUUGUUCUAUCAGGCAAGCGGAAACUCUUACACUGAUGGAACAAUUUCCUUAGUGCCAUGUUGUAUCCCACCCAUUAUACUUUCCUGAGAACUGUCCACUGACCUGUGAUGGCUUUUAUGUCCUGAACGGCUGUUUACAAAUCUUUUAAUAAAAACAAACAUAAACUAAAAUCCUGGAAUAAUGUGAGGCAAAGACACAAAGGAGCAGGAAUUAUACCACUGCUAUAAUGCAAGAACCACCUGCUACACAGUCAAAUGAAACAAUUAUUAUUUAUUCCAAUUAUUUAUACUGGAAUUAUUUUGCUGGAAUAGGAGCAGAUGCUAUCCUUGCCUGCCUGCCUCCCUCUCACAAUAGUAGUACUGCUACUACUACUCAUAUAGUAGUAACAGUACUCCUACUCCUAAUAUACUUUUAAUUUUUAUAGUGCUUUUUUCCUAAAUAUGAGAGCAACUUCACAUACAUUAAUUCAACAGCAGAACAACAUAAUUUCAAUUUAGCAAUGAAAAAUAGUUUGGUUGUCGAUGAAUUUUAUGACUUUGACAUGAAUUUUCCUUACAACUCAAUCCUUCCAAAUAGCACAAGCAUAUAGUUUCAAGAAGAUUCCUUUUAAGGAAAAGUGUUGAAAGAAUUAGUGAAAUACCUUUCCUUGUCCCCUAAUUUACCCUCAGGCAAUCAACUGUCUCAACCUGACAGCUGUGACAACAUUCCAUAGCCGUAAUGACUUAUUUUGUUUAUCUGGUUGCUACAAUGGAUUUGAUUAUCCAGCUUGGUUCAGGAAAUAAUAGAAAAAUAAUAGGCUAGGUUUUCUUCUCAGAUAAGCUAUGGUCUGUCAAUCUACACACAGGAAAUAGAAAUCACCUAAUUUUUUGUUGUUGUUUUUGUUUUUUGUAAAUGAUGCAUUUAUUGUAGAAUUGUCAGCCAUUAUUUUUUCAGGCAAUUAACUUAACAAGCAAGAUAUCUGUACAAAAUGAUUUUUUACCAUUUAUUCUGAAUUGCUGCUACUGCUGCUAGUACUAUAAAUACCCAUUAGGCUUUUAAAAAGCAAUUUUAUGGCAGUUUACAUUAACCCUUACCAGGCAUUCAAUCUAGGAUAACCAGGCAUUGCAGUGACAGGCUUUGCCCAUAACACACAUAUCUUCAUUAAAUUAUCUGCAGAGAUCUUAUACACAGACAUAUGGACAUGCAAUGCCCUCUGUUAUACCUUCACUAUCUCUAGACUGAAUGCUUGAAAAGGGCUCCUGCAGUGGAUAAGCAAGCAACACAAUGUUGAUAUCUGUGCUUGAUUUCUAUGGUGCUAUAUCUAUUCACAGUACUCAGUUGCUACAUUGAUUUAAAUGGGAAUAAAGUUUGUACUCUGAUUUCUAUUGCCUUUAUUGAGUUGCUCUUCAAGGUGGCAGAACGCUUGAUAGUUAAUAAUCCAGCAGCUGCUAAAAAAUCCACUAGGUCAGUCUCUCAGUUAAUCUUAGUAAAUUAAUAUGAUUAGUCCAUUUAGUUAGUCCAUUAACCAGUCCCCAAUUAAAUUGACAUGUGAGGAAAAAGCAUUAAAAAUCAUCCCUUUUUUGGGAUGAUGGUUGUGUGUGUGGUGCAGCAGACAUUUUUAGAAUAGGUGUCCCCUGUUAGCCUUAUCUGGGCUAAUGUCCUCUAUGGGGAGGAUAAAGUGUGCAGCAGGUGCAGGGGAGCAAGGACUGGCCCUGUCUUCAACUUCCCCACACAUGUUGGCCCUGCGGAAACCACCCUCACCUUCCCACAUUAUUCAGGAAAGGAAAGUCCAAAAAGAAAUUCUAAGUGCAUUGGCUGAGAGCACUUAGAUGCCUUGCUGCAAUUGGAAACCCUGUAUGAUUGAUGUUCCUGGUUAUGGGGAGACUUCUAAGCACAUUCAGCUGAAUGUGUGAACAAUCUUCCUUCCAAACAGCACAUUAAGGUCUGAGGCUACAGCUGGCAGGGAUUACUACAUUGGACCCCACUUUACCCUCAACAGGCAAACAUCCAAAUAGACCUGCUCGGUGAGAGACAGAAAGAAAUACCUAAUUUAAAAUGGUGUGUUUGCCAUCUGCAUUUUUGUUUAUUAUGCAUCGGAAUUAAAAAUUAUAAUCAGCUGUCCAUCAAAUUAGAUGAGGUACAUCGUCACUAAAAAUAUUUGAACCCAUUAAUCAAACUGCUGAAUCAGUUAUAUGUUGCAGUCCUAAUUAAAGUAAUAAUAAUAAUAAUAAUAAUAAUAAUAGUAGUAAUUUAUUUAUAUCCCACCCUCCCCAGCCAAAGCCAGGCUCAGAGUGGCUAACAACAGUAAAAAUAGCACAGUUUACAUAAAACCUUCUCUUGAUGUUGAUUCCACAUCUAAUAACUCUUAUCUUCAAACUUCUACUUCUGAGUGACAGCAAGAUGGCUAAUGGCUUCCUGCUUCACGUAGCUUUUGCUUUCAACCUAGCUGUAGUACUGAGAUUUUCCUUGCAGCUCUGGUUGAUGAACUGUGCAUAAAGGUGAAUAAAACAACAGCAACAACAACAUCAUCAUCCCUAUAUCUUGUUGAUCCAAGCACCUGUAGAUUCAGCUCUACACUUACUUCCCAUUACCUUUUAGGACAAUACACUAAUUUGGGUUACGCUUCUCCACAUCUAGAAUUUUCUUCCCCAUGGAAAUGCACCAGAUGUCAACCACGAGCUCAGAGGUAGAACACACAUUUUGCAUGGAUAAUAUCCCAUGUUCCUUCCUUGGCACCUCCUAGUAUGGCAAGGGAGGACCUGUCUCAGAGACCCCGGAGAGCCACUGUUCUGUGGGGCAAAUUCAAUAAGCCAAUGAUGUUUAUUUAAUAUAUUUCUAUUUUACCAUUUGUUAGCAGCAAGAAUUAAAGCAAUUGACUUAAAACCAAAAAUGCUGGUAAAACAGCAAUAAGAGACACCCAACAAUAAAAACAUCAGCAACAAACCAGCAAUGAACUGAUAAAAACAGUAUUAUUAAAACCGUGGGGGAUCUUCAACUGGUGCCUACAAGUUAUUAAAACAGGGGCUAGGCAUAUCACCCUGAGGAGAGCAUGCUGUGGUUGGCCACCAUCACUAUGAACACACUAUUUGACAUUGGGCUGGGUCACAUGACGCAGUAAGUUAAAGUAGGGCAUACUGAGACUGUGAAUGUGUGGGGUCCUGGAGGGGAGCUCGCAGCCCCUUAGCUCUUCCCUUGUCUUUUUUAGACCUGGACAGUGCUGAGCUAAGCCAAGGUUUGACUUAGCAUGUUUUCUUAGUCUGGGCUCAUGGUUUAGCUCUCUCCUCACUAACCAUGAGCUAUAACCAAGGUUUGUUCCAGGUCAUUUUAUGUUGAUAUAGAUAUACAUUUUAUAGGAAUUUUAAGAAUAUAUUUUAGCAUAUGUUAUACUUCGGCUCCAAUAUCAUUGUUAACCAUCAUGAUCUAGCGACAUCAUGGCUUAGAAUCCAAUUAUUAAUAACCAACCAAAUCAAUAUAAGAUAUAUAACUAAUAUUGUUUUCAAUCCUUGGGACCAGCUAUCUACUUCUCAGCAGACUUCCUCUAAUGCCUAGCUAUGUUUCUUCAAGCUUCCAGGUUAUUUUGUUAUGUUUUUAACCACUAGUCAUGUCUGGCAAGGCUUUCUUUUCAUAUGAGCUUUAACAUUUGUUAAAUGCAAUUCAUUCUCAUCAGGCACAGAUGUGUAAUAUGAUAGUUAUUCCAGUUCUUAGAUUUAUAGGAUCAAACUAAUUCCAGUUAUUAUAAGUAAUGAAUUGUAUACUUCAGCUGUUUGUCUAAAUAACCUCAAACCUUCCUGAUUAAAACCCUGUGGCAUAUUAUUUUGUUUAGGUUAUAUUUAUCCAUAGAAACCCUUGACAGCAGCCGCUGCAUUGCACCACAGGAGCAAUUGAAGUGCAAUUACAGGAGUCACGACAAGAUGUGACUAAGCCCUAUUAAAUCCCUAAGGCUCCACUCUUGAAAGUCAAUGGGAUUUACUUCCAUGUCCCAUAUGUGGAGCUGGGUUGCUGGUCCUUGCCCAAUAAAGUGCUGCGACCAAGAGUCUGUCUUCAUAUAUUUCUAGUCUAGGAGAAAGAGCUGGAGAAUUAAUCUAAAGUGCUCCUUGUGUAUGGCCAGUACCACAAAGGAAGUUUCAUAGGAGGAUAUUGCUGUGGGGUCAAAUGGCUCAUCUGUUGCAUGAAACACAAUGUCCAAAUGUUAUAUGUGAUGACUAGUGGCAGUGCAGCCUUUAGACCAAACUUUUUAAAUACCUCUUAACCAAAAGUGUUCAAUGAAGGGGAAAACCAUCACUUUUAUUUCCUGCUUAUGGGUUUCAACAGCACCUCCUUUGCUUUGCUUUUUGUAGUAAGUAUUACAGGCUUUCAUUACACUCACAAGAUAAGACCAGAGCAGAGAAAACAAAACCAAGGAUGGCAAUAUGAAAAUCUGACACAAACUGCACCUCGUUUUCAAAAUACAUUUUUAUUGGAUUUAAUAAGCAAGAAUAAAUUCCACCAUUCCACCACUGCAGUUCAACAGAAGAGUGACUAGUGGGGUGCCACAGGGUUCUGUCUUGGGCCCGGUCUUAUUCAACAUCUUUAACAACGACUUGGAUGAUGGACUCAAGGGCAUCCUGAUCAAAUUUGCAGAUGACACCAAACUGGGAGGGGUGGCUAACACCCCAGAGGACAAUAUCACACUUCAAAACGACCUUGACAGAUUAGAGAACUGGGCCAAAACAAACAAGAUGAAUUUUAACAGGGAGAAAUGUAAAGUAUUGCACUUGGGCAAAAAAAAUGAGAGGCACAAAUACAAGAUGGGUGACACCUGGCUUGAGAGCAGUACAUGUGAAAAGGAUCUAGGAGUCUUGGUUGACCACAAACUUGACAUGAGCCAACAGUGUGACGCGGCAGCUAAAAAGCCAAUGCAAUUCUGGGCUGCAUCAAUAGGAGUAUAGCAUCUAGAUCAAGGGAAGUAAUAGUGCCACUGUAUUCUGCUCUGGUCAGACCUCACCUGGAGUACUGUGUCCAGUUCUGGGCACCACAGUUCAAGAAGGACACUGACAAACUGGAACGUGUCCAGAGGAGCGCAACCAAAAUGGUCAAAGGCCUGGAAACAAUGCCUUAUGAGGAACGGCUAAGGGAGCUGGGCAUGUUUAGCCUGGAGAAGAGGAGGUUAAGGGGUGAUAUGAUAGCCAUGUUCAAAUAUAUAAAAGGAUGUCACAUAGAGGAGGGAGAAAGGUUGUUUUCUGCUGCUCCAGAGAAGCGGACACGGAGCAAUGGAUCCAAACUACAAGAAAGAAGAUUCCACCUAAACAUUAGGAAGAACUUCCUGACAGUAAGAGCUGUUCGACAGUGGAAUUUGCUGCCAAGGAGUGUGGUGGAGUCUCCUUCUUUGGAGGUCUUUAAGCAGAGGCUUGACAACCAUAUGUCAGGAGUGCUCUGAUUUUUUUUCUUUCUUUUUUUUGGUAAGCAUUUUUCCUUAUUUAUUUAUUUUUUUAAAUAAUAUUUAUCAAUAAUUUCAGAAUUACAGAAAAAAAAGAAAGAAUAAAAAACAACACUACAAGACAUAAAAAGAAGAAAAAACGCAAAACAUAAAAACCAAUACAUCAAUACAGUGCAUAAAAAAUAUAUAUAAAAAUAUAUAAAAAAGGAAAAAAAGAAAGACACAAAUCCCAUAUAACUUCCAUUUGCUUCUUUCAUUGACCUCCUCGCACCUCCCUUUUUGUAUUCUAGUUUAGUUAGUUAUUUCAGCAAAGUCUUUCCAUCUUUCUCAAUUUUUAUUAAAUAAUUUAUCUUAACAAUUUAACCUAUUAAUUAACUCGACAGAUCCUUUCCAUCUUUCCCCAUAUUCUGUUAUUUAAAUUACCUUAUUUUAUUUAACCUUAUCUUACCAUAAAAUACCUUAAAGCUUGAAACUUAAUACUCAUUUAUACAUAACCCCUAAUAUCAUUUCUGCUAGAGUCAUAUAGUUUCAUUCCAACAUUUUCCCUAAUAUUCAUUAAUUUUAGGCUAAUUCCCUAAAUAAAAAGUUUUCUUUAUAAAUUUUCUUCCAAUCUUCAUCCAACGUCUCUUCUUCCUGGUCUCGGGUCGUGUCAGUCCUUACUGUCCAUUCCAUCUAGUCCAUCAACCUGGAAGCCUUAUGUCCGAGGCCCUUAAGUCUCUUCCAUGUCCCUUCUGCAGAUCUUCUUCUUCAUGUUUAUACUUGCACUUUUCCUUGUCUUUUGUUGGUCUCUUUCUUAAUUUCUUUCCUUUCUCGUUGAGGAGUAGGUCUCUGGGGGGUUCCAACCCGAAGUUAUCUCCGUCUCCCUUCAUCAAAUCAGCCCAUUCCCCACAGUCCCACUCCCCACAGUCAUCAAUAUAAUCCAAAAAAUAUUUGCGAGCAUAUUUCAAAGUCUCUCCAAAGUCAAAAGCCUCCUCAGCUCCAGACUCCCCCUGGCCCACUCCAACUUCAAUCUUCAAAAACAACGGCUUAUGCUCCUGUGGGGCCUUGGGCCUCUCCAUUUGUAUUAUUUGAGGUGCAACCGCAGCCUCCUCCAUUGUCUUCUGCACUUGCCCAAUCAAUACAGGUUCCUGAGUUGGACCCUGGAUGAUUUCUGUAUCACUAUUCACUAAUUGUACACAGUUAUUGGCCACAACAGUCAUCAAAUCCAUUUUCUCAUUCAUCAGAUCCAUCUUCUCAUGCAUCUGUUCCAACAAAGCACUUGUCUUGCAUAGAGCAAGCACCAAAACUUCCUUCCAGCUCAUAUUUAGUCAAGGUCAAAAGGACUAAUCCCACGAUCUUAAUCUCACAGCUGUGGCUGCAGCAACAAUUUAGCAAGCUCCCUCUAGAGGAAACAGUUUCUAUUUGUAUCCAUCUUUUUAAGGCAAGUCCAACAAAGAAAAAUUACUUUCAUUUUUUCAGAUAUUUUGUUUCUUUAGAAUGCAAAAGGCAACAUUGGAAUCAGUUUAUUUCUCUUCUUUAACUAUCUGUCAAAAUAUUCCAUUCACAGUCAAUGAACCUCUCCAACAAUUUCUGUCUCUGACACCCCGUUCCCAGGUUAGAGACGGUGGAAACUUAUCUUUCUUCACUCCCUUUCCUGCAGGCGUUACACAAAGUCCCCCCCCCCUUUUCUCCUGCUUCCAGGGGGGUUUCAGUAGUUGUAAAUGAAGGAAAUUUAGGCUUUUUAAACGACUUUCCAGGCUUUAGCUUACAAGGUUUUUGCUUCAGUCUAUAUACAAAAAGCGGAAGGCGGACUUCCUGUUUUGAACCUUCCCGCUUCGAUGUCAAAUUAAGAUAUUUCUUGAUCCAAUUUUCCGUUUCUACUCACGGGUACUUGUUUUAGAUCCAAUUGUCCACAGGAAAAAGUCAGCGCUCUCCGGCGAUGGCUGUGCGGCUUCACUGUCAGGAGUGCUCUGAUGGUGUUUCCUGCUUGGCAGGGGGUUGGACUCGAUGGCCCUUGUGGUCUCUUCCAACUCUAUGAUUCUAUGAUUCUAUCAACAUCCUUGUUAAGAAAAGAAAGCAUUUCUUAAGAAAUCCCUUUACCAAAAUGUUUCUGUUUAAUCCCUGCAGACUGUCGUUGUAAAGGAGGAUGACAUUCAACAAGUGAAUCCUCCCAAAUUCGACAUGAUUGAAGACAUGGCUAUGUUAACUCAUCUCAAUGAGGCCUCUGUGUUGCAUAACCUGAAACGGCGUUAUGCCAAGUGGAUGAUCUACGUAAGUAAGACAAGGGCACCAUGUCAUAUGUCUGAGUCAAAAGACCCAAAACAGAUUUCUCCCAAUUCACAUCCUUUUGCUAUCCCAAAUAGCAAGGUUUGUGUCACAAAAUCCCACCCCACCCCCCGCUUUAACUUCCAUUAUAUUAGAAAUGUUCCCCAAAUUUUGGUUCUAGACACAUAGAGAGUAGCUGUUUGGUACCUUUGAUUAGAUGUUCAUUUAGAAAAUGUCCAGAGAUGUGUGUGAGAGAAUAUCUACAUACAAGUGUUGAUACUGCGUGACUCAGAAGAGUGAGUAAAUAAUAUUUGUUCCCAAGCACAGGUUCCAAUUCAGGUUUCAGUAGCAGGGUUGCAAGCAAAGAGAUUUAACAGGGUGCAUUUUUAAUCUGCAUUUGUUAUACAGUGGUAUCUCGCAAGACGAAUGCCUCGCAAGACGAAAAACUCGCUAGACGAAAGGGUUUUUUGUUUUUUGAGCUGCUUCACAAGACGAUUUUCCCUAUGGGCUUGCUUCGCAAGACGGAAACAAUGUCUUGCAAGUUUGUUUCCUUUUUCUUAACACCGUUAAUACAGUUGCGACUUGACUUCGAGGAGCAACUCAUAGAACGCGGUGUGGUAGCCUUUUUUUGAGGUUUUUAAAGACUUUGGUGAUUUUUGAAGCUUUUCCAAAACUUUCCCGACACCGUGCUUUGCAAGACGAAAAAAAUCGCAAGACGACAAAACUCGCGGAACGAAUUAAUUUCGUCUUGCGAGGCACCACUGUAGUUACUUCAUAUUAGGCUUCAUGACAGCCAGAAAUAAGAUGUUCCUGAGGAAUAAUCACACACAAGUCCAAAAUAUGUUGGUGGGGUGGCUGCCAUCUUCUGUCCCAUCCGAAAUGGGACUAAAUGGUGAUGUAUUUUUACUUUUUUCUUUCCUCUCAGACCUAUUCAGGCUUGUUCUGUGUCACCAUAAACCCAUAUAAAUGGCUUCCAGUUUAUACUGCUCCUGUGGUAGCAGCCUAUAAGGGCAAGCGGAGGUCUGAGGCACCGCCCCACAUUUAUUCCAUUGCAGACAAUGCCUACAAUGACAUGUUACGUAGUAAGUAUCUUAUCCAUUGUCUCAUUGUUGUGGGAAGGAAGUUCAAAGCUAGCAUAGUCUUAGCCAUUGCAUUAAAACAUCCCUAGCGUUGCCCCAACUCUUAUUUGAUCACCUUCAUACUUCUCUUGCGUACCAAACUCACAGAGAGGAAAACAGUCUUUUGUCCCAGAGGCAAUGAAGCUCUUAAUUUUCUAAAUGCUUUCUGUUUGUUUCUCUGUGUGAGAAUUAAUGUAAGAAACAGAGAGAGAGGGAGAGGGAGAGAGAGAAGAUAAGAAGGCAGAAAUUUUGGCGAUUAGAAAAAUGCAUCUUGCGGUGUUUUUCCUAAGCAAGUGCAUUCAGAAAGGGACUGUAGCACUUCAGAAUGCAGAUGUGGGAGCGAUGGCAUGUCUGAAUGUUCCCCUGCAUCAGAAAUUCUGUGCAUAUGGAAUUCAAAUAAGUAAGAAGGUUAAGCUGGAAUUCUAGGGCUGCGCCAGUAUGGUUUCCUUCCCCUGUGCUCUCACAAAAUCUGCCUUGGAGGGUCCGCAACUCCCUUGGGCUGAUGCAGAAGGCUGGAGGGUAGAGGAAGAAGUUCUGUUGUAUGCUUGGAAACCCAUUGCAUCAGCAGAGCUUCUGCCUUGCAUAUUGGUCGUUUUCUUUGAUGUGUUGCGAAUUUAUUUGGCAUUGCUAUAUGGCAGGGGUGGCUAACUGACCUGUGUUCAACCCACUGAGGGUAACACCUAUGUGAAAGUGUGUGUGGCCAAAGUGUGUGUGGCCUUUUUUUUAAAGGGACAUUUUGGGGCAGGAGGGUGUGUGUGUCACAUUUUUUGGCAUCACAGAAUCAAAGCUGAAGACCACAGGAGCACUGGAAAACAAUAAUAAUUAAAUUUUUAAAGAGUCAAAUUUUAGGGGACCUUGGGAGUGCCACAAAAACUAGUUUGGCAUCAUAGUAGCUUGGGGAUGGGGCGGGGCGGUGUACUUACAAGUAUAGGAGAAUAAGUAUGGAAAUAGGGCUAUAAACUUGAGUUGCAGCUGAGUGCUAGCCCUAAUUUCCUUCUCAGCUGGAAUCACUGAGAUAAAACAGGGAGGGGCUACCAGUCUGAGUACAGUCACCUACAGCUGCAGGCAUAUUCAGUAAAAAAAGAACUAGACUGGAAGAAAAGAGUUGAAGCUCAGUAGCAGAACAGCUGCUUUGCGGGCACACGCGCUAAACCCUGUCUGUGGUGCCUACCCCUUUUCCCAAAUGAUAACACAAGAGACCAGAGUAUGGGUUCAAAUUGGCCACAACUUUAUUGAAUUUAGAAGUGGGGAACUUGGCACAGGCCUUGGCAGGUAACCCUCUCAGCCCGCCUGGCUGAGGAUAUGCAGGCAGUUGAGGCCCAGUGGGAGGGGACUGCAAAGCGCAAACUUACACAGCAUGCCCUUCCACUGACCUCGUCCCGGGAGUUUGACCUACAUGCCACCACUCUAGGGCCAGGGACUCCCGGUUUUGCCCUUUAACGGGCCCUGCAAGCGCCGCCGCAUGGGCAGGGAGCAUGAAUGCAUCCCCCCCAACUUGAUGUUAGACUAAAGGCUACCUUGCCAAGGCCUAAAACCGCCACUCGAGGCCCUAAGGGGCCUCACCGCCAAGUCCCACAACCGAGGACCAAUUAAACCCCGCAAUCUAUCUGGUCCCCAAGGGCUUGUCGCAAGUCGCGGAGCUAGAGGUCAUUGCCCAGCGGGGUCAGGUGCACCCCGUCCCCCCGGAAUAGGUCAACUCUAUUUGAUGUGAUGGUGGGAUGUGGGAUAGAGAACCCACCAAUUUGGCGCAUGGUGUUGCGCAUGGCCCUGUUAAUUUUACUCACCGUGUAAUUGAGGCGAGAGGGAUUGGAAGCCCCCCUCCAGUGAAGACGGGGUAGGAGAUUGGACCAGCCGAUGGUCAUUGAUGGGUACAAGGCAUGCAGGCUUUUUAGAUCUGCCCUUGCAGCAAGGGUAAGGGCAAUGCCUUUUUGCUCCACUAGAUCGUUCUCCCCCGCAUGUAUAAUCAAGACCCUUGGAGGGCCAUGGGUCACUGUGGCACUACGCAGCAUGGGCAUCAAGGAAGAGCAGCAAAAGAGGCUUGAGCCCAGGAGUCAGCCUCUUUUCUUUGGCCUUAGGCCCACCCCCGGCCCGGCCGUCCAUUGUCCUCCCUGGCCGAGGGCGGGUCAAAGGCCAGCUCAGGCAGGUGGGUGGCACCCGCCCAGGUGAGCCUCGCUUGGUGCCACAAACCCCGCCCACCUGUGGGGAAAGGAGGGCGGAUAUUGCCUGCAGACAGUGAUUGGUUCAAUCCCUGUCAUCUCCAGGUAGGGCUGGGAAUUAUUUCGUCUGAAAUCCUGGACAGCUGCUGCUAGUCAGUGUUGACACUAUUUAGCUAGAUGGACUAAUUGUGUGACUCAGAAUAAAGCGGCUUCCUAUGUAGGGAGGGAUAGUCAGGUUGAAUCCUAGUUAAGUCCCAUCAUGAUCUGCCUACUGGAGUGGAGGGAACUAAGGCCAAAUUUAUUACAGUGGACGGUGAAGUGUUCAGAUUCACACCAUACAUUUAAAGCACAAUGAUACCACUUUGAAACAGUAUUGGCUUCCUCCAAAGAAUUAUGGGAGCUGUAGUUUGUUAUGGGUUCUAAGAAGUGUUGGUGCUAAGAAGAAGACGCCAUGUUCCCCUCACAGAGAUAUAAUCCUCAAGAAUGGUUUAACCAUCAAUUUCUCUUCUCAGCUAACUAGGAAUUGUGGCUCUAUAGUAGGGGAUAACAGUAGGGGAUAUAGUAGGGAUGCUAAUGACUUUUAGCAUACUGAACAAACUACAGCUCCCAGAAUUCUUUGGAGGGAAUUCAUGACUGUUUAAAUGUGGUACCAUAGUGCUUUAAAUGUAUGGUGUGCAUGUGGCCUUAGUGGAAUGUGCACACACAAAAACUAUGAUGUUAUGGACAGUGUUGACAGUCAACAGCAAUUUUUCAUAUAGCUUAACACUGAAAAAGCAAAGCAGUGAUCAGAUUGUGCUAGGAGCUGCCUGUCUGGAAGCAAAUACAGUGGUACCUCGGGUUAAGUACUUAAUUUGUUUCGGAGGUCUGUUCUUAACCUGAAACUGUUCUUAACCUGAAGCACCACUUUAGCUAAUGGGGCCUUCCACUGUUGCCGUGCUGCCAGAGCACGAUUUCUGUUCUCAUCCUGAAGCAAACUUCUUAACCUGAAGCACUAUUUCUGGGUUAGCGGAGUCUGUAACCUGAAGCGUAUGUAACCUGAAGCAUAUGUAACCUGAAGCGUAUGUAACCCAAGGUACCACUGUAUGAAGAACCAGUGGCAGAGCCUGAAAGUAACUGUUUGAGUCUAACAGUCCUGCUUCUUGUCUUCCAGAUCGUGAGAACCAGUCUAUGCUCAUCACGUAAGUUCUGUCUUUAUAAGUCCAUUUUCUGUUUUGUAUUGCCUGCAAGCUAGGGCACUUCCAAACUAUUUUGCGGUGGGAUUCAAUCACAUACCGGCAAAUACAAGUUGUCCAAUUAUAGUUGACUGUGAGCUCUUGUGCAACCACAAAGGCUGUGGCCUUUUGCUAUAAAGAAAGUGACAGGAUGCAGUGGAAAGGGUAGGAUAACCCUUCCUUUGAGGCAACAUCAUCUAUCCUCCCUGCAAACAAUUCAGAGUGAAUUAAGUAGCCAGCAUCGUUUAAUCUCCCUGCAAAGAAAUGAGGACGAAUGUAAAUAAACAGGUCAUCUGGGAGUGCCUUUAAGAUGCAAGGUCUGAUAUCCUUUCCUGGUCUCACAAUAUUGGUUAUGCAUGAAAAGAAACUGCAGGCAGAGGAAACGCCCCUGUCUCCCUGUUUGAGAAAGCCAAAUGGUUUGGCUGCGCUGUAGGAUCUUUACACUCCCUUCAGUUUGUUGCCUAAGCACAAGCACACACACAUGGCAGAAUUUCUGGCUCUUGCAUGUCAGCUAACAGCUGCUAUAGCCCUUCCAGGAGUGCACUGCCAACAAAAAGUAGGGCAGAAAAUUCCUCUCAUUGUGUGGCUGCUCAUAUGUUGUUUAUUUGUAUUUCCUGUCUGCUUCUUUGAAUGUGUCUAGUUAUUACUAGGGCACAAAACUGGGGUGGGCGGUGGGGUAGGUCCUGUUCAACCAAUCCAUUUCCAUAGCAAAUAUCCCAAGAUGGCAGAGUGAAACUAAAACAAGCCUGCACAACUCAUGACCCAUGAACAUGACACUGUUCAGCAAUCACGUGUUGCAUCUUGCCAGGUGUUCCGUAACAGUUCCCCUAAGAACGUCAUAUUGGAACAUAAGAUGAGCCCUUCUGGAAAGCCAGCCAUCAUGUUUCCCCAUGUGGCCAUUCGGAUGCCUCUGGGAAUCUCACAAGGACAUUGGUGCAAUAGUAUUCUCCUCCUCAUGUUCCCCAGCAAUGGGUAUUCAGAUAAUGUAUAGUCACCCUGCCUAGUUUUCAUUGCUAUAACCUGGUAUUGUGGCUGCUAUCAGACAGUAAGAAAACAUGGGUUUCUUCCAUUGCCUGAUGUGGCUGGUGGGCUGUAUUCAGCUUGGAUGGUCACAGGGUGUGCAGGCCACCUGAUCACAAGCAAAAUAUUGCUCUCUUAGAGUGACACAUAUCAUUUUCACCGUUUCACUUUUAACUCAUAGAACUCAUGGAGUCAACCUCCAAAGAAAUUGGGGAGCAAUGCAUAUGUGUGGAUAAGGAUGGGGGGGAAAUUGUAUUCAGGUUCUCAUUUGAAGCUAAAUCUCUCAAAUCCACACUUUCCAAAACAAUAUGCAAACUGAAACAUGGCUAUGCUUUGAAAUUCUCUCCCGCACACAUACAUACAUACAUACAUACAUACAUAUGCAAAGUGUGCAAAAAUGGAUGUGAAAAAGAACAAAAAAUGCAUUUUACUAGGGAAAAUUGCUUCAAAAAAUGUGCACAUUAGUCAAAACUGCAUCCAGAAAUGUGUUUAUUGGGGUACAUUUGCACUAAAAUGCUGGUGGAUUUUCAUGAGGAUUUAAAAAUAAAUAAAUCACAAAUUGCUGCAAAAUGUGGAGAACUGAUUUUAAGAUUGGAAAAAUGAGAAACUAGGACAAAAAAAUUGACAGAUCCUUCCAUCCCUAGUGGGGUGGUGGGAUUAAAAGAGAGACUAGAAACAUGGUGUGGUUGCCCUAUGAAGGAUAAUGACUUGAAGGAAGGAGACAAGGUUUAGCUAAGUAGGGGUAGAGAAAGAGGCAGCUGAUAGGAUAAGGGGAGGAUAGGAAAUGGCUACCUCACAGCUGCGGAGGAAUGUUGGGGUGGCUGAGGCCCAAUUGUAGAGGAGCGAGAAGGAGGAAGACAUGAUAACCGAAACAGCCAUGUUGAGGAGGCUAUAUAAAGCCUAGUCUAGUGCCAGAAGCCCCUGACGCUUGAAGCUUUGGCCAUGGCCUAAUUAGGUAAAGCAGGGGUUGAUAGCGUGCAAUGUUUGGCUUUUGUCCUACAGAGGCCUCGCUCCCCCCACUGCCGAGCAUGUCUCUUUGUGUGCUGGGAUUACAAUGGAAGAACAGCUAACUAUAGGCAUGAAAUCAAUGCCAGGCCAGUGCCAGAGGGCUUUGCAGAGAAAGGGGCAGGAGGGAGGGAGAUACUAGCCUGCUGAUGUGAUAAAGAAGCCUGGACCCUGGAGCCAGCCUGCUGGACUUGGGCCAGGAAUACUUGGAGGCCCUGCCUCUAUUCCACGGAUGAACUAAAUUUUCUCUGGAUUUGUAUCGAAAAGAAAGGAAAAUCUAUUUCCUCCUCCUUUCCAGUAACUUCGUGAGAAGUGCAUUUUCUGCUUGAGAUAAAAGUGGAAGUUUAUUAACCACCUGUAGCCAGUUCAUUUUUGCCCAUAGUAAAAUGGCCCAUUGGAAAAACAAGUUCAGCUGCCUUGUUUCCUUUUCCAUUUAAAAUGUGCCUUGUAAAAGCUCUUACAAGAUAUACACUAAGAAUCUGCACUCUUUGCAGCCCUGUUUAGGGAAGUUUUUAAUGGGUGACAUUUUGAUGUAUUUUUCAUCUUUGUUGGAAGCCGCCCAGAGUAGCUGGGGAAACCCAGCCAGAUGGGUGGGGUACAAAUAAUUAAUAAUAAUAAUAAUAAUAAUAAUAAUUUGCCGUUGCUCUAGGAGCAAAAUGUAGGUGCAUUUACAUCAGGGCAAGGGGUUGAACCUGUGAUUCUUCCACUGGCAUCAUAAUCGGCCAGCAUUACUGAUGGUCAGGAAUGAAGGGAGUUGUAGGCCAAUGAGGCCACAGGUUUCCUUAUGCUUGAACUACAUGUUCGCUGCUCCCUCAAAGGCAGCCCUUGCAGCACAAGGAACCCAUGUGUGCCAAAUCUGAUAUAGGUCUUUCAGCCUGCAGGUGGGGACACGUUUUCAACCCAGCAGGAACAUCAGUUUCCCACACCAUUUCGGAAGCAAUGUCAGGACAGCUUUCCCCCAUGUCACAUCACCUUUGCUUUUUGGGGGGAACUUCUUCUACCCUGGACAACUCUCAUUCAAAUGCCCCCUGCAUGCCAGAUGCCACCAUACCCAAAUAAACAACCCUAAACAACCCUCCCCACAUGCCCCCCAACUCUGCUGUAUAUUUCUGGCUGGGUGGGAUUUUGGUUGGCUGUUUCUGUGUGCCUGUGAAAUAACCUUUGACAGUGGUUGCUUCGUGUUCUUGAUCUGUGUAUUUCUAUUACUCUAAGCGGAGAAUCUGGUGCUGGUAAGACUGUAAACACCAAGCGGGUUAUUCAGUACUUUGCCAUUGUCGCAGCCCUGGGUGACUCUCCGGGCAAGAAAGGAGUAAGGCCCUCAUUUGAAAACCUUUUUUUCCCCUUUUUCUUUUUGGCUGUUUUCUUUUGUUCAUUUUUGUUUUGUUUUGUUUUGGUCUUCUUUUGUGUUUGGCAGCGUGCGUGGUGGACGUGACUUUUUCUUUUACUUUGAAACAAGCAAGGCUUGAAAAAAUUGCUUUGAGGGAAAAGGUUUCAUAAAGUGGGUGCUGCUAAAAACCCCAAGCAGUGGCUGCUUUACGGAAUUUUUAAGUCACUGGCUUUUUCCUCCACUCCACAGUUUUUCUUUUCUGAAAAUGGGGGAAAUUCCCCAAGGCAUUCUUGUAACUCUUUCUUUUAAGCCUUGCUUUUUGUGAUCCCCUCCCUCCGUUAUCUAUACUGUUCCCUUUGAUUCUUUUUCAUCUUGUAUGUUUUCUGACUCUCUUUCUUCUUCUUCUCACACUCCUUUUUUCCUUUUCCUUUUCUUUUUAAAAAUACCCUUCUUACUUCUUGAUUAUUUUUGGACUUGGGUUACGCCAAAAGAAAUUCACCAGCAUUGUUUUCCUUCCCUGGAUUUUGAUUUUAACCCUCUUGCUUCUUGAUGCUGUUCUUGAUCUUGAUCUAAUCUAUUUAACAUAUUUUAGUGGGUUUUUUGAAUAAUAAAAAGUUGGGUUUUUAAAAUUUAAACAGUUAAGCUUUUUUAACAUUCUUCUGGACAAAUCUGAAAUGUCCUCCUCUUUGGAUAGAACUUUCUGUGAAACUGGUUUUAUAUUUCUGGAACUGUAAUGCUAUUUUCUUAUCUUUUGUUAUAGCAAGCUCCUGCCACUAAAACUGGGGUAAGUAUUUAAAAGAAAUAACUGACUUUAUGUUCAAAGGCAGAGAGAUGAAAUAAUACCUUAUUAGUUCCAAGAAAAUGGUACCUGAGGAGCAGGCAACAUGAUCAUCAUAUUCAUGGCAGCUCUUUCCAGUCUGUGCCUGCUCCUUGCCUGUGGCUAGUUGGCCAUAUGAAGCAGAAGCUGUGCAUAUGAUCAAACGUUUUGUGCACUGACUUCCAUUUUGGACCAUUUGAGCAUUUGAAAGCUUUGGUCUUGUGCAUGGCACAGUAUUUCUUUCUGUUGUUUAGUCAUCUUAAUCAUAUUCGACUCUCCGUGACCCCAUGAACCAGAGCAUGCCUUGGAAACUCUCACUUUCUCCUCAAAGCUUCUCCUUUUUUAUGUCCAUGGAGUUUUCUUGGCAAAAUACUGGAGUGGUUUGCCAGUUCCUUCUCCAGGUGCAUCACAUUUAGUCUAAACUCUCGGCUAUGACCUGUCCGUCUUGGGUGGCCCUGCACAUCACAGCUCAUAACUUCCUGGAGUUAUUCAAGUCCCUUCGCCAUGACAAGGCAGUGAUCCAUGAAGGGGACAGUAUUUCUAGACUUUUAUUAUAGUUGAUUGGGAGGUCUCGCACAACAAACCAGCUUCUCCAAAAGAUCAGUUUCGUGUAAGGUAACAUUUGCCUUGGCCCAACAUAAUCUAACCUCCCUGCAAACAAAUCAGGAUGCAUGUUCAGUAAGCAGAUCAUCCAAAAGUGCCUACGGUGGCUGCAUGUGACCACUUGGCACCAGAUGCAGAGCUGAUACAUGUGGCAAUUUUAGCUGACCACUACAAGCAGAGUGAUUGCGUGAAUCAGCAUUUCUGGCUUCAUUCUAGUGUCCAGAAAUAUAUCCUAUAUAAUAUAGGACUUUGUUAACAUACAAAGCAUCUCACUAAAGGAAUAUUAUAGGGUGUUUCCAAAAAUCUGUAGAAAAGCAACAACUCUUCAUUCUUUGCCUUUAAUCUGCUAAACAGUAAAAUGUGUGUGUAUUUCAAUAGUUGUUUAGAUAUUUAGAAGUUGUUCAUUUUAUUCUAGUUCUUUUGCUCCUCUCCGAUAAUUCAGUACUGUGGGGUGGUAGUCAACUAAGUUUUACUGAGAGUAGACCCACUGAAAUUAAUGGAGCUAACAGAGGCCUGAUUGUUUCAAUGGAUCUAAGCUUAACCAACUUCUUUGGCAAUCAUUUGUAGCCAAGUUAGAUUGUCUUCCAUGAGCAUGGUCUUUACAGUAGAGUUGCCGUAUUUCAAAAAGUGAAAAUCUGGACGUUUUUGAGUUAUUUUUGAGGGAAAAUAACACUGCCGACACGGGCUGUCAUACGUCUGGAUUCUCGCGGACCUUUCGCCAAUUUUCACCCAGACACUGCUUGUGGCUGUAGUAUUCCGGAUAUAUCCAGGAAAUUCUGGACGUAUGGCAACCUUACUUAACAGUGAGUAGUGGAUCUUACUCCCAGGAAAAUGGGUAUAGGAUUGCAUACUUAGUGCUUUCUAAGUUUCCCUUCAUCUUUUAAGCUUUAAAGGCAUGAAAAAGAAGAGGCGUCUUUCCUUUCCUUUUGAAUGAGAGGUGGUAAUAUAAAAUGUAAAUCUCCAUUUUUCAGAACACAUCAUUUCAAUGGUGUUGCAUUCCAAGCCAACACAAGAAGCAUAAUUAGAAGCAAACAAAUCCUCUGUCACUUUUGUAUUAAUGGCCCAGAUUAACUAUCCAAGACUGAAUUUACACCCCACGUUUGUGGUUCAGGCUCCUAUGUCCAUCUGUUCAUUUCUGACAUACUGACACCUUCAUAAGUAGCCUGAGGGUGCUUCCAGAUGGAGGCAUAAUACUGUAAACUGGGAUGUUGCACAUGGGUCUUUGGCAUCAGUUGUUGCUGCUUUUUUGUUUUUGUUUAAAUAAUAUUGGAUUUUCUCUGGAAAGGGCAAAUCCAGAUUAAAGGGAAGGCAGGGAGAUAUGAGCUGGUAUUUUGAUGACAAUGGCGUCAUGUGGACACUGUAAAAAAAAUAAAAACAACCUUCAUACUUGCGGAGUGCUGAUCCCACAAUAAACACCCGUCUGGAAGAACCCUGAUACUUCCUUUGUAUGUUCUCUCUCCCUUCUCCAGUAAGAAGCAUUGUUCUCUCUCAUUUCAUUGCUUAUAUGUAGUCUCAGAACAUCUCUCAAACACAGUGUUCCAGAUUCCAGAAUGUAUGUGGCUCAAGCUGCCUCCAAAAUAUGAGUGGACUCUUCUAGAUAUGGGUAGCCAACAUACUGCCCUAGAGAUGUUUUUGGAGUGCAGCUCCCCUGAGCUCCAGCCAGUCUGGCCAGUGGUCAAGGAUGAUGGGGUUUGUACUUCGACAACAUUUGGAGGCUACCCUUGAUUGAGGGUUAGAGAACCUUUCUCAGCCUGAGGACUGCUUUCUUUUCUGGGCAGCCUUCCAAACGCCACAUGCCAGUGAUUCAGGAGGCAACUGCUGAUAUUGGUCAAAGUUUAAGAAAGUAAUGGCAUCCUCUACGCUGUGUUCCUCAUCUUGCUCUCAUCAGUAUUCAGAUAAAUCUGGCUUGCAACACUGGGUAUUUGAACUAUUCUAUGUUUAUGUGACCUAGGGUACCCUUGAAGAUCAAAUCAUUGAGGCUAACCCUGCUAUGGAAUCCUUUGGCAACGCCAAAACCCUGAGAAAUGACAAUUCCUCACGAUUUGUAAGUAUUUUUUAAAAAACAAAAGUACAGUACAGAGCAUUUAUACAGGCAGUAUGGUAUGCAUAUGUGGUUUUUUUGGGUAAGCCUAUACAGUGGUACCUCAGGUUAAGUACUUAAUUUGUUCUGGAGGUCCGUUCUUAACGUGAAACUGUUCUUAACCUGAAGCACCACUUUAGCUAAUGGGGCCUCCCACUGCUGCCGCGCCACAGGAGCAUGAUUUCUGUUCUUAAUCUGAAGCACUAUUCUGGGUUAGCGGAGUCUGUAACCUGAAGUGUAUGUAACCUGAAGCGUAUGUAACUCGAGGUACCACUGUAGAAAUAUUUAUGACAUAAUGAAGCGUAUGAAACAAACUAUUUCCAUAUCUAUAAAUUCUCUUAUUCAUUAGCUUAGCAAAUUAUAGUGACGUUUUGAUAUUUGGAACAGAGAAAUCAGCCUCUGAGGAAGGGGAGUUAUGACCAAACACAAUAUGAUUAAAAUGUGAAUGCAAUUAAAGCUGCACAUUUAUGUUAUGGAAAUAGCAAGUAUGGGAAAGCAUGAGGAGCCUUGGGGCUGUGUGAAGACAGGUGGGGAUGGGAAGUUUAACUUCUUCCUUACCUGUCACAACCCCAACAAAAAUCUGAAGCUUCUAUUUGCAUGCCAAGGGGCAGCUCCAUUGGUGCCAGUAGGAGUUCCCCUUGAAUAGCAACUUCAGAGGCUAUAAUCAGACGGCACUUUAUUCCUCUACCUGGCUGUUGUCUGUCAGAGCAGACAAUACUGGCCUAGAUGCACAAAUUAUCUUACUUUGAAUACAGCAGGUUUCCCCUUUAAGAGCCUGCAGGUCAUAGUGAGUACUUCUAUUCAUUUUCCACUUUCCUUCAUAUCAAAACAGGGCAAGUUCAUUCGCAUCCAUUUUGGUCCUUCAGGGAAGCUGGCUUCCGCUGACAUUGACAUCUGUGAGUAAAUGGCUGAUGUCACAUGACAUCCCAUGUUGUUUUUAACUUGAGCAGUUUGAUAAACCCUUGAAGUAGUAGCCCCGCAAUCUGAUUUCUUACCUGUUGUUUCUAGAUUUGUUGGAAAAAUCGAGAGUGAUUUUCCAGCAGCCAGGAGAGAGGAGCUACCACAUCUACUAUCAAAUCCUUUCUGGAAAGAAGCCAGAACUCCAAGGUGAGAGGCACUAAAAUAAUAUACAAAGAAAUUUGACAAUAAAGUUUGGAAAGCACAAUGCAGAUGAUCACAAAAGAGCUGUGCUCAGUAUGAUAUCCCUACUGAGUAGGGAUGAGGAAUAAAUUCAAUUCCAUUCACAUUUAAAAACAAAUGUGCACUUUUCAAAACAAUGCAUGGCCCAAAACACAGCUAUCCUUUGAAAUUCACACUUCUCUGAAUUGUGCAAGCCAAGAAAUGUAUCACAAAAUGCAAAUAGUAGGGAAAAAUAACAUACAAAAGUGCAUUAUAUUAGGGGAAACUGCUUUGCGAAAAUGUGUAUGUUAUGCAAAAAUCAUACAAAAAUGUGUAUAUUAGGAGAAAUUUGCACGAAAAUGCUGAUGAAUUUUCAUGAGGAUCUUCUUUUAAAAAAAUCUCAGACUGGGGGAAAAACUGGAAACAUAAGAAACUGACCCUGACAAAUUUGUCCAUCCUUCCUGCUGAACACUCCUAGAUGCCACCAAUGUCAACACACCUUAUAUCUGCUCAGUGCUUUUGAAAUUUAGGCUAACCCAAUAUUUGUGACAUUGGCACCGGUGCUUUGAAAAGGCUUGUGCUUAUCAGUGCACUUAAAGUGAACCUUGUUUCCGAGACUUAUUUAUGUAAAUAUGUUUAUAACUUGCCUUCCCUCCAAGGACCUCAAGGCAACCUGCCUAUUGACUAUCACAGUUGGAUAUAGAAUAUUGAAUUUGGCAAGUUACAAACGGGAAUUAAGUUUUAAGAAUGUUUUAAGUAGCCGUCAAAUUUCAAUUUAAAAAGUGAAAAUUGAGCAUAUUUGAAAGUACAAUUCGAAUUUUGAACAUUUUAUCAUUUUUUUUUGAAUUUGCUCAAAAUUCUGUUUAGUCCUAAGCACCUUUUGUUCUUGGGUCCAUGAUUCUGAGCACACCGGAAGUUAGUUUCAUUGCAUAUCAGUCGGAUGUUUAACGUAAUUGAUUCAAAAGCUGUACCUCUGAGCCAGAUCAAGUGAUAGAUCAUAGAAACAUAGAUAUGUGUGUGGGCAGACUCACACACAUGUAUCACCCUCUGGAUCAGAACCUACAGGGGAUUAUUCAGAUGUGUAUUUGAAUACAGUUGUCAUUUACGUAAAUGCCAUUCAUCGGCAUGUCAUUACUGUCAACAGGAUGCCCAUUUUGAUGGGCAUCCCUGUCCACAUAUUGAUGGAACUGUGCUUGACCAGAACUGGAUCACAGAGGUUUGCACUUGCUCCCUUUCAAUCUUUCUCUCCCUGUUUGCUCCUACAAACCUCACACAAAUAAGAGCACUGUGAGCAGGGAGAUCCUUCAGACAUAUUCAUGUAGGACCUCUCUCUGAGAGGAUGGCAAGCUUGUCCAAUAAUGAUCCCUCCCAGUCAUGCUAUGAUCUGCACUCAAGGCAUCUUUCCAGUAUGGAACCCGAUGCUGUGAAAUAGGAAAUGUAGGCGAAACCCUUUUCCGACCGGACAGGGAUUUUUAGCAUAGUGUCCUGUCAUGGCAGUAAGGAAUCUGGGCUACGGCCUGCUGCUCUUGCUGCUCGGUGACAAACAAUACCUUAUUAGGCAGGUCUGGAGAGCUCUACUGAGCAGUAAUCUUAUCUGGUGCUCACAAGGCCAAGGCUGACCACUUCUAAAUCAGUCAGCGGCCCAAGGGUGUUCCUAAGAUAGCUGGCGGGAGAUGCAACUAUACAAUGCACAUGCCUUUCUGAUAGCCGCGUAAUGGAGACUAUGUGGCCUCUGAGGCUGAAACUUCCAAGCUGAUCCUUGAUUCAUAGCCACUUGAUUCAUAGUUCAAAUUGGGCAUGUAUGUACCCACAAUAUGCUGUGAAACAAAGAACGCAUCUUCUGUCUGUUUCCCCCCCAGAUAUGCUGCUGCUGUCUUCCAACCCCUAUGACUACCAUUUCUGCUCACAAGGUGUAACAACUGUAGACAACCUGGACGAUGGAGAGGAACUCUUGGCUACAGAUGUAUGUGUUAAUCCACUGUGAAAUCAACUGGGGGUGUCAAAGUCUCUUUGUGACGCAUGGACACAGUCUAGCCUCAUGAAUUGCUUCCGAGACCCAUUAUUUUUUAAGGGGGGGGGGAGAAAAUGAAUAUAAUAAGCACAGUUGUUUUCCACAAAGAAUCCUGGAAACUGUACUUUACCCCCCAACUGAACUAGAAUUCCCAGCACCCUUAACAAACUACUGUUCCCAUUUGUUGCUACAUAGCUAGCCAUUUCAAAUGGCACUGGUUUUGAUGUGACUCAUGCAUCCUUUUCUUAUUUAAGGGGUGGGGAGCCUGCGUCUUCCCAAGAUUCUCAGUCUGGCUCAUAGCACUCUCUGUGGGAUCUCUCUCUCUCUCUCUCUCUCUCUCUCUCUCUGCCACACCCUUCUCUCCUCACCCUCUUCUACCCUCUCCACAAUGGUUCUGCCAACCAGCCUCCUAACAAAAAGUUAAUGGGCUUCUAGAUGUGUCUGUUUUAGAUUAUCUGCAUGCUAGAAAAUUUUAUGGCAGGGGUCUGAAGGGUGCACCAUGGAAAACACUAUGAACUCAACUCAGAUGCACAGAAAAUGCAAAAUAGCAAAAAAACUACAUAUAUGGGCUGUUGAGAGUUAUUACUUAAGUUUAAUGAGGUAUAUUUUAGCAGCGUGAAAGAAAUGCCAGCUAGACAAGCCAGUACAGUGCAUUUGUCAUUUGCUUAGCAUUUGCAUCACCAGAAGGGUGCAGCAGUCCUUCUGGAUUGAGGCCAGUACAUCCUGAAUUCGUCCUUUUCUGUUUGUUAAUGGAAUGAUGGCGGCGGCGUGACCACACCUUGUCUGAUUCCUUCCGCAGCAUGCUAUGGAUAUCCUGGGCUUCAGCAACGAGGAGAAAUAUGGCUGCUAUAAGAUAGUAGGAGCCAUCAUGCACUUUGGCAACAUGAAAUUCAAGCAGAAACAACGUGAAGAACAGGCAGAGGCUGAAGGCACUGAAAGUAAGGGAGUUUGCCUACAUUGCUGCCUACAAAACGCAUUGUGGCCGCCAGAUCAGUCUGUUGCAGCAAAACUAGCAGUCUGGUGGUACUUGGAAGCAGAGCCAGCAAAAGCACCUGAUUAGCUCAAGCAGCUGCCAAGCCCAGUGGCAUUUGGGACCCACUGCUGAUGUCUAUCCUGCCCUCCCCCCUUUUAAACCCUCUUACUUUCUCUCAGCGGCCAUUACUUAGCUUUUUGUCAACUCAGCUUUGGGAGAAUUUGUGAAUGUGGGAAUGGCUGUUCUCUGGAGCUACCAAGAUAAGCUUCUCCAGGGUCCUCAUGAACCGGGUGUGGGGAGGGCACAAUUGCAUAGGUGCUCAUUGGACAACACCUUGCUGUUAGCUCCCUCAGCCCUUCUGAAAUGACUAAGGUCGCUUCCAGACAACCUGUUUCUUUGAGAAUUCAUCCUUAUUUGUCUGUACAAAGUUUCUGGGGAGUUCUACAAAAUCCACUGUUUAUAAGCAGUCUUUCUUAUUUGCUUGCAGGAAGCUUAAACUAUGUCAUGGGCAAGUAAUUGUUACCCCACACUUUCCAGUGCAUUUUCCUGUCCCUUUCCUUACAGCAAACAAUCCAUUUUUGGGGGGCGGUGUACAAGAGUGGUAUAAUCCACUUCAGUGGCACAACCUGAACCUGCCAGUAGGCAAUUGAACCCCACCGGUAUAAUGCCAGUCUGGGAGCAGUCAUACAAAUUUAUUGUGGCAUCAUCAGCUUUUAUAGACCAGAAUGCACAUGUGUUAGGAUUUAUAAAUCUCUGAUCUUAUUAUUACUACCUGCUGGAGCCCAAAUUGGUCUGCCUUUAAUUGGCUUGAACUAUAAGCAGUUCCUGCUGGGUGAUGGCUCUUAAUCAAGGUGUUCUAAAUUACAGGAACCCACAUUUAUUUCUCAUCAAGACCACUUUCUUAUUUAUGAUUUUUUAUUGAACUGCAGGUGCCGAUAAAGCAUCUUACCUCAUGGGAAUAAGCUCAAGUGACCUGAUCAAGGGACUGCUCCACCCUAGGGUGAAAGUUGGAAAUGAAUAUGUGACCAAAGGCCAGAAUGUGGAGCAGGUGAGCUUCUUGGACUGUACGGCUUGGCCUUAUGCCUCCCUGCCUCCAGUUUCCCAUAGGACCUCUUAGCGAUGCACCUGGGAGAAAGGUUGUGCAUCUUAAUCUCUGUGUUAAGACGUGUCACUUGUGGAAAAUAUAUAUUUCAAGCAAAAGAGUGGUGGUCACUUAAAUUGCCUGUGCUUAAGUUAUCAAAUAGCAGCAGUGACACAUGCAGCCUGAUUCUUGGCAUGUUUCCUCAGAAUAAAGCCCAACUGAGUUCAGUGUGCAUAUGCACAGGAUUGUGUCUUUAGUUAUCCAGAAACUAUUUCAUCAGUGUCAGCUGAAACAUACUGAUUCUAUUUUAUAAAUAGCCUCCCUCCCUUUUCUGUGCUUGACCGUGUCGCCAAGCACAGUCAGCUGGGUGGCAUAUAAAUAAUAAAAUUAUUAUUACUAUCAUCAUCGCCGUUGUUGUUGUUAUCAUCAUUAUUGCUAUGUAACACCAUCAGAAACGAACAAAUAUAAAUUCUGACCAAUUAUCGUUACAUAAUUAUUUGCAGGUUGUGUAUGCAGUGGGAGCCUUAGCCAAAGCUACCUAUGAUCGCAUGUUCAAGUGGCUGGUUUUUCGUAUCAACAAAACUUUGGACACUAAGCUAGCCAGGCAGUUCUUCAUCGGAGUUCUGGACAUUGCCGGAUUUGAGAUCUUUGAGGUGGGUUUGAAAACUAGCCCACAUUUUGCACUGUGUAAUGGAGGGGAAGUGUUGCUAAGAAUGAAAUACACAUGCCAAACUGCUGCUGACUUCCUUGCCCAAAGAAAGUUGCUGGCAGGCUGAAAGAGAUAUCAUGAAAAUUCAGAACUCAUCUGAGCUAUAGAAUUGGAUCCAGUUUGGUGAGGUUGUUGAGAAUUCUGCAUUAGAGAUCAUACCUAGGGUUUCAAUACACUUGGCUGCUUGGAGCUCCAGGUAACCUGGUUGUGGUGCGUAGCCAUUUUCAUUCAGUUAACUAUGGCAUUCCUGUUCAACCAGGAAUUUAUGUGUGGGGUACAAACAUGCUGGCCAAUUGUCACCAGAUCUGAUCAACAGCUGGGAAGUGAUGGGUGGUUUUUACUCUUCCGAGGCUACUGGUAGUGGAGUAUCUUGAGUUGGGCAGUGAAGUCUCCAAGCUCUUAGGCGUUCACUUUCUGCCUGCAGUUUAACAGCUUUGAACAGCUAUGCAUCAACUUCACCAAUGAGAAGCUGCAACAGUUUUUCAACCAUCACAUGUUUGUCCUGGAACAAGAAGAAUACAAGAAGGAAGGAAUUGAGUGGGUCUUCAUUGACUUUGGCCUGGACCUGCAGGCUUGUAUUGACCUGAUUGAAAAGGUAAGAUUGAGGCAUGAUUGUACAACUAAUAUGGCCGGCUUUAUAUAUGUCAUUGAAAAGGUUGAGUGAUAAUGGAAAUGUGGCUACAUCGGUUCUAACGUCCUCUUGUUUCUAGCCAAUUUGCCAGAUGAGUCUGGCAGGCCAAUACUUUCACAACAGAGCAAAGUAAAAAUUAAUUUCCUUUCUGUUGUAACAAGGUUUUUACAUACUUUUGACUGAAACCUGGUUCCAUUCAUUCUGGCUAGUGGUUCCGGCUUGCUGAAAUUGGCCUCACUGUAAGAGACACUUACUUGCAAGCUACAAUGUGAAUUUAAAAAGUGAUUUCCAGUAGCAAAGGAACAAUUUAAACAUUUAACUCCCACUGGCAACUGACUUAUUUCAGCUUCUGAAAACUUCUCAUGGCUCCUUGUUCCCCAGUUCUCUUUGGGAAGAACAACAUAAAGUAAAAUUAGGUUGGAAAUAAUGUUUAUACUGCUUUUUUCAUGAGGCAAAAAGGAACCAUCCUCAUAAAAUUAUGUUCUACAGCUCCAGGGUGCUGCAUUCUUCUACUGAAAACAUGGUAAAUAGAACACCUUUAGAACUAGGACAGGGGCAAGCAACCAUUUUGAGCUGAAAGAAAGUGUGAUCAAAUCACUAUUCAAUGUGCACAUACGGUAAUACAGUGGCCUGAAAAAUUAAAAUCACUUUACCAACAUGGUAGAACAAAAGCAUUUGCCCCAUGGCAUAGUUGUUUGCCAUCCUACUGCACAAGCUUGCUUUCACACGAACAGUAUAGCAAUUUUGAGGGGAAGCAUUAUUUUGUGGUGACUUUUCCACUUCCUGGAAGCACUUUUUCCCAUCCCCACUCUAUGAAUGGAUUGAAUAUGGUUUUUCUUAUACUUUGCAUGCUAACUUUAGAAGCCUUUUUGUAACAUUCAUCACAUGGAAGUGGUUAUUGCUUAGACUAUCCUCCUCUCACAUAGGACUAAAAUUAACACCAAGUGAACUUGCCUCCAGUUUGUUGAUCAUUAUCCUUUCCUUGCAGCCAAUGGGAAUCCUCUCCAUUUUGGAGGAAGAAUGCAUGUUCCCCAAAGCCUCUGAUAUGUCAUUCAAGGCCAAACUGUAUGACAACCACAUUGGGAAAUCACCCAACUUCCAAAAGCCACGGCCAGAUAAGAAGCGCAAAUAUGAAGCCCACUUUGAACUGGUGCACUAUGCUGGAGUGGUAUGUCUUUGUUUCCCGGCUCCCAUAUACUGGGUUUUUAGUGUUGCUUUUCUGUUUUCUGCCUCUGUUACAGCUGGUUUUGCUCUUUGGCAGGUGCCCUAUAACAUUGUUGGCUGGCUAGACAAGAACAAAGACCCAUUGAAUGAGACAGUGGUAACCAUCUUCCAAAAAUCACAAAAUAAGCUGCUGGCUACUUUAUAUGAAAACUAUGUGUCCUCUUCUUCAGGUGAGCGGCAUUCCCAUCUGUGCCAAACAAAGCACUAAAUACAGAAUUUGUAAGGUUAUCUGAAAAGCCAGAAAGUGCCCAGGCUGACCCCUGCAUAGCUUCAGAGACGUGUAGAGUUCAGACCAUUCUCUGGGCCUGGGUAUUCAAUAGAGCUGGAGAAUUAAUUGUCCUAUAACUUGAGCGAUAGGGUUGGUCUCGCAGCUCUUGGGAACCAACCAAGGACCUGAACCAAAUGAACACCAUUAAGGCAAUAAACUGACAUUUUGUUGGGCAGAUGAUGCAACCAGGACAGGUGGCAAAGAGAAGCGCAAGAAGGCAGCUUCGUUCCAAACUGUGUCCCAGCUGCAUAAGGUAAGUGUCUGCCCACUCCCCAUGGUAAGCAGAACUGCUGGCUAGAAUUUCACUUGCCUCUCUCUGUGUAUACGCACGACACUUCUUCCAGGCAAUAACCUGAACGUGAAGUCUUGGAACACCAGGCAGACACUAAGGACUUUUGGGGCUUGGCUAUUCUUCCCUCAGUUGGCCCAGAGCGCUCUCCCCUUUUGAGAACAUUAUUGCUCAGGAAGAACAGCUGUAACUAUCCCUGUAUUGCCAGCUCUUGGUGAUCAUCGUAUCAGCAUUUGAAUAGGAAUAAUGCUAGAAUGCGGAGGAGUCAGGUUCCAUUUGUAGUAAAGGUAAAGGUAAAGGUAAAGGGACCCCUGACCAUUAGGUCCAGUCGUGGCCGACUCUGGGGUUGCGGCGCUCAUCUCGCUUUAUUGGCUGAGGGAGCUGGCGUACAGCUUACGGGUCAUGUGGCCAGCAUGACUAGGCCGCUUCUGGCGAACUGAGCAGCACACGGAAACACUGUUUACCUUCCCACCGGAGCGGUACCUAUUUAUCUACUUGCACUUUGAGGUGCUUUCGAACUGCUAGGUUGGCAGGAGCCGGGACCAAACGGGAACUCACCCUGUAGCGAGGAUUUGAACCGCCGACCUUCUGAUCGGCAAGUCCUAGGCUCUGUGGUUUAACCCACAGCGCCACCCGCGUCCCUUCCAUUUGUAGUAGAGUAAUGCUUAUUUCCCCCCCUGUGAUGUCUGCGCUACAUGGUUCCUGUCUGCUUCUCCGUUGCUGAGGGAGAGGCAGUUAAGACUUGCAGUGAUGUUUAGAUAAUUUAUUACAUGAACAUCACUUUAAGUCUGUGCUACUUCUCUCCUCCUCACUCUUGACUGCGGGAAGGAGAACCCUUGGGAAGAAGAAAAGAAAUGUGGAUCUUACAAGGGUCGGAGCAACAGGCCCUUGGCCUUUCCCGUGUUGGGAGAGGGAGUUAGCUGGACACUCCACACACUGAGCCACUUAGCAGAGCAGCAUCCAUCUGACUGAGAGACAGUGCUUCGCAAGUGAAUGAUCCAGAAACCACAAGGUUAAAAGCAAAGAGGGUUAGGAAUGGUUUUAGAUUGCAAGGUAAACUGGGCAUGUGGAGAAUACAGAAGCAGCAACAUGUUAUUUAGCAGCAUUGGUGGUUGUUUUUUUUAAUAGAUUGGAUGGCCAAACUAAAUGUGCCAGUUCUGUUUGCUUAAAGCAGACCUGCCCCAUUCACAUAAAAAGUGGGAGUGCUGUGGUGGUGGGGGGAUAGAGGGCUGUGGUCAGGAGGGAGAGGGAGCGGCCCAAUUUUCAGAGCCCCUUAGAGGGGAGUUGAACCUUCCCCAGGCCCACCACUUAACCUGUGCAUGGAUUUUAAUUGCUGCUCAGUAGCAGGCUACAUGCUUUGUACACAUAGUGUCCCAGAAUCACUUCCCAGAAUCUCCAGAUAAAGGGAUAUAAGGGAGCAGGUUUGGGCAGGAAAUAAUAAUCUGUGCCUGAGGCCCCUAAAAGCAGCUGCCAGCUUUGGGUGACGGGGAUACCCAAAGUCAGGCCUCAAACACAGAUCAUCAUCAUGGGACAGACUUCUGUGAGAGGAGAUACCCUUCAGAUAUCUGCAUCCUAAGCUGCAGAGAGCUUUAAAGGUUAAAAGGAGCUCCUUGACUUUUGCUCAGACAUGGACUUGGGGGAGCCUGUGAAGUGACUUAACCCUGUAUGUCUCCCUUAUAGGAAAACCUGAACAAACUGAUGACCAAUUUGCGUGCUACCCAGCCUCAUUUUGUCCGCUGCAUCAUCCCCAAUGAAACAAAGACCCCAGGUACACAACUGCAAAGAGUGCACUCUGUCUGUGAGGGAUUAGAAUGACCAGGGGGAAGUCUGCAGACAACACUCUUAUUAUUAUUUGUUUGGCAUCUCUCUGCAGCUUAUCUGCUGUAGACAAUGCUUCAAGCCUCAUCCAGGUUAUAAACAAUAGUACUUUGGCUCGAAUUCUAGGUUUGGAUCCAGAGUAGAGUUGUGCUCUUGUGAUGCCAUGCUGGAGGAAAUGGGGUUGUGUGCGGAGGGUUAUUUUUGCUGAUUCCUCCUUCCUCCUGUGGCCCUGAAGGAGUUGCUGUGGAGGAUUGGGAGACCUUCUGAAACAGCAUGGGAGGUGGUGCUGGGGGCUGCUGGGGGACGGGAGAAUCAGUCUCCCCUCCCCCCUUUCCUCCACAGGGAGCCUUGGGUGGACUGGAGCCCUUCCUGCAAAUGGGAAGAGCCCUUCCAUUCAUGGAAGUUCAUGUCUGGAUUCAGCAUAUAGAAUGACUUUGCUCUGAAUAAAUAUGCUUAGAAUUGGGCUGUAAAGGUAUCACUUUCCCUUUGCUUUGUUCCUUGUUUUGCAUUCUGCUACUACUACUGUUUAGCUUUGUAGCAGGUGUGUUUGUUGUUUUUCUCAUUUCUCUUGCCUUGCGUGGAUGCAAAUACACCUACGCUGGUGGCCAAAAUUGUGGAAACCUUUUUGAAAAAGUGUAUUUCUGAGGUUUGAUGGCUCAUAACACCACUUUUUUUGGAGUAAUACCAUGAAAUUAUAUACCAAUGGAAAGAUAAUUUAAUGAAGAAUGUAAUGCAACAAAGUUUGUUCAAUUAUCUGUAUUCUAUCAAAAAUUAUAGGCAAAUAAGCAGAAAAAGGAAGCAUAACUUGCUUCCCUUUUCUGGAUAUACAGUAGCUUUCCUUCAUUUGGAUGUAGCCAAUGAGCAUGAAUGUUUAGAGAGCCAAUCAGGUGUUAUGAGCCAUCAAAUCUCAGAAAUACACUUUUCCACAAUUUUGGCCACUAGUGUAAAUUAUUAUUAUUAUUCUCAAAGUAUGAGCUCUCAUCGCUGAGGAGCGGUGUUAGGAUCUGUCCUUUCCUUCUUUCCCACGCAGGAGUCAUGGACCCCUUCCUGGUGCUGCAUCAGCUACGGUGUAACGGUGUGCUAGAAGGCAUCCGCAUCUGUCGGAAAGGCUUUCCAAACAGAAUCCUCUAUGCUGACUUUAAGCAGCGGUAAUUAAGUUUUCUGUUCAACUUUGCUGAUCACCGAUGCUAUCAGCUGUGCAAGACCUGGACAACAUGCUAUGAACACACAGUGAGGAAUAAAAACAUAUGUCCCAGUCUAAUCUGUAGAGCAGGACUUGGGGGGGGGGGGCUUUGGCCCUCUAGAUGUUGCUGAACUAUAAGUCCCAUCAGCCCCAGCAAGCAUGGCCAGUGGCUGGGAGUUGCAGUUCAGUAACAUCUGGAAGGCCAGAAGUUUCCCACACCUGCUUCAGAAAGAGUAAUAAAAUAAAAUAGAACAAUAAAUACAAAACUUGGUUUCAGGAGCACACUCUGCAUCUGUCCCAUGCUGGGAAAGAUGUGCAGAGAACCCCCUUCUGCCAAAAUGACCUCAGUGGGUAGGCCCUAGUUGAAGUGUUCUUGAUUCUCCUCAUCUCUUCCUGAGUGUGCUGAUCUCUCGUAUCUUUGCAGCUACCGUAUCUUGAAUCCUGCUGCCAUUCCUGAUGACAAAUUUGUGGAUAGCAGGAAGGCCACAGAGAAGCUGCUUCUUUCCUUGGACCUUGACCACUCCCAAUAUAAGUUUGGACACACAAAGGUACGCGGUGUGCAAAUUGAAUGGGCGGAUUAAGGGAUUUGCUGUGCCAUAAAACUAAAGCCUUGAGAAUGGUCAGAAUGUGCAUGUGUAAUUUUACAUACACUUCCCUUGCUGGUAGUAAAAUCCACUACGUUUUAUUCUCCCUGUUUCAAACUUCUUGUUCAGUGUCUACCAUAUUGUUUUGCUAAGGACAUCUGAUUUACUAGCAUACUUUCCUGUUUGUUCAGUGCUUACUUUCUGUAGCAUCAACCUAUAGAAGCUUUUAUGCCUUUUAUGAAUAAAGCUACUUAAUAAAGCCACACUUCUUGAACCCAGUCUGAAAUCAGUGGAGUAAAUGUUUUCUAUCAUUUAGCAACACAUAUUCUUACAACUACUGGUAAACUAAGAGUUAAUGUGCCAAUGCAUAUUCUUACAACUUCCAGUAUACUAUGAGUUAAUGUGGUAGCUAUACUUCCUGCUUAGAUAGCCUAAUAGAAUUAUUUUAGGAUCUGAAUGUAAGUGGUAUUGCAGGACAAGGAAUCGGACUUCCCAUGUCCCAACCCAUAUAAAUAAGAGACCAAUAAGACUGGGUUUUGGGGUAAAAACAGGCCACAACUUUAUUGAAUACAGAUGAAAGAGGUUUGGCUUAGGCAUGGGGCAAUCUAAAUACUUCUGGGCCACCAGUCAGAAGGGACGCGUGGUCAAUCCAGGCGAGGGUUCCUAAGACUUAUAUCAAAUAGGGUGACCCCCGCAGGGACCGCCAUCUGGGGGGUGCCUUCGACCCUGGUCCCCCGGGUAUGCAGACAUGGCCACUCCCCCUACUCCAGUGUUUGGAGGGGCAGGCGGAGACUACAACCUCCCCUCCAUCCAAAACAAAGGAUUGCCCCAAUGCCCAACCAGUUGUGACAAAUUGCAACGAGGUAGGCAAAACCACCAGGUAAGAGCCAAUUAUCCCGGUGGGCAAUGCCACUGCACCAAGAGAGGUGAGCGGACUUGUGAGAUUUGAUAUAUUAAAUAUACGACACCUUUUCCGUAUUCUAUAAUUUGGGGGCAAGGAGAAUGUCCUUCAGAGGAUGUGACACUGGUGUCUCCUCUGUUCCAACUUUCCCCGUUUCCCUGUUUGCAGGUGUUUUUCAAAGCAGGCUUGCUGGGUCUCCUGGAGGAGAUGCGAGAUCAACGUCUGGCCAAGAUUAUCACCCUCCUGCAGGCCAGGAUGCGUGGACGGCUGAUGCGCAUUGAGUAUGGGUGGAUCAUUGGCAGAAGGUAUAGCAACACGCAAGCCUGGCCACAGCAACUCCUUGCAUGUCGUCCACUGGAAUAUUCUCAAACUUUUCACUUUCAGCGACCAGAUGGGCAGACCACUUUGGGCCAGUGGGCAUGUUUGGAAUUAUUUUGAGAAAGCACUGUGGAUGGCAGCCACUAAAUGGCUGCUAUGGGGGUAUGACAUAACACAAAAUGGCUGCCAUGCCCUCAAAGAGCAGAAAAAGAGACAGGAUUUCAGAAUGGUGCUGGCACGCCCCAUCAAUGCUCCAUCAAUGCAGCACCUAUAUCAGCCACUGCUACAUUCACUCACAGAGACAACCACUUUGUGCCUAUCUUCUGUUCAAAACAGAUGGGAGGGUUACAUUAUAAAAUAUUACAGUCCAAAGAUAUUAACAUUUAGGUAUAUGAAGUAUUUCCUUGAACAAGUUCUUCUCUGUUUUCUUUAAAAUAUCAGCAUUUGUUUGCUUGGCCAUGGCCAAUAGACCCUUCGUACAUUUGUUUCUGAUUUUCACCCCCACUCUGUCUCUUCCCCCCUACCCCUCACUAUGUUAAUACAGUGAUUUUUUAAGUUUCAGAAAAGAUCUGAUUUUCAGCAAAGACCUGCACACAAGCUGAUAUAGUGUAUACCUAGUAUACUGAGUUCCUCUGUGCGUCUCUUCCUCCAGGAAUCUGUAGCUUAUUGCUCAUAGUUUGAGGAGGGAGCAAGAAUCUGCCUCCUUUAUAAUGGGCAGUGAUCAGGCAGUAAGAGUGUCCACCAAAUCACAUCACAACAUGUGUUACUUAUUCCCCACAGGGACGCACUCUACACCAUUCAGUGGAACAUCCGUGCUUUUAAUGCAGUCAAGAAUUGGUCCUGGAUGAAGCUUUUCUUCAAGAUCAAACCUCUCCUCAAGUCAGCUCAGACUGAGAAGGAAAUGGCCACCCUCAAAGAGGAGUUCCAGAAGCUGAAGGAAGCUCUGGAGAAGUCAGAGGCUAAACGGAAGGAGCUGGAAGAGAAGCAAGUCAGCAUCAUCCAGGAGAAGAAUGAUCUGUCACUGCAGCUUCAAGCAGUGAGUAAUCUGUCCAGCUGAGCUUUCCAAAUGAAGGGUAGGCAUUGUGCUGUAUGUAGUUUAGGAAGCUGACGGUGAAUCUGGCCUUGACAUUUUCCUUUCAAACAUUUCUAUAAGGCACAAGUGAGCAACCUGCAGGUCACAUGUGGCCCUCGGCCUUCCUCCAUGUGGCCCCCUGACUGCUAUAUACUAAGAAGGUAAAAUAUGAAUAGUGAAGUCUACAGAGACAAUAUGCACAGAGACAAGGCACUGAAGUCUUGUUGAUGGAAACAUGGCAAUGGCAUCCUGUAAUAAUUUAGCUUGUUUGGAUGGGGGAAUAGUCCCCUUGAAGAAUCAGAUAUGCCAUUUGGGGGUACGCCUUGCAUUUUCCAUUGGUGGCCACAAGUGCCCUUGCCUGGCUUAGAUAGUUAACUUUGCCUAACCAGUCUUGGAAUUCUUUUGCAGAUGCCUUCUAGUUUCUGAACCUUCAUCAAGUACCACACGCUAGUUUUCCCUUUUAAGCAUGCAACCAUGAGAACUAGAAACUUGUGGUGUGUCGGGGGCUUUUAAAAGGAAAAAUAAGAUACUUGAGAUGUUUGAUUCCCCAUUACAUGGUUCUAUACAUGUGAUAGAACUGUGGAUCUGACAAACUUCAACAAAUUGAUGGGUUCAGUGUUUCUCUCAGCUGGAGAAUUGAAGGCAGUCAAAGUGAGUCUCUUAUUGUAGACAGUUGACAAAAAAGCACCUUAACCACCAUGCACAUUUCAUAUAUCUGUACACUUGAGAGUGGAGCAGCAGCAUUUCCCAGUGCGGUAAAGUGCUCCCUCCUCUUGGAUAUUCUUCAACAGGAGCAGGACAACUUGGCUGAUGCAGAAGAGCGCUGCGACCUCUUGAUCAAGACCAAGAUUCAGCUGGAAGCCAAGGUGAAGGAACUGAUGGAGCGCCUGGAGGACGAGGAGGAGAUGAACUCAGACCUGACCUCUAAGAAGCGAAAGCUGGAGGAUGAAUGUGCUGAACUGAAGAAAGACAUUGAUGACUUGGAGAUCACCCUGGCCAAGGUGGAGAAGGAGAAGCAUGCCACAGAAAACAAGGUGAGCACCAUUAGGAUACAAAUAAAAAGACAGGUAAUGGAAGCACGAAAAGAAUAAAGAAAAACAGGUAGAGUACAAAAUCAGCCCAAACUACUGCUGGUUUUGUGUUACCUGAAAGUGCCACUAGUUUAACAGAGGAUUCGUGUUGUGUGAUUUCAAAACAGCACAAAAAGAAAAGAAAAGUUGUCUUCUCUUUUAGCAGAAAUAACACAUUUGGUUUAUUGGGGCAGUGGCAUAAAGUGUGGGGUGAAAGCAUGAAUUUACACCACUUUUCUUUUGUAGUUGGUGAGUAUUUAAAAAUUACCAUCUUCUGUGACAAAUGUUGUUAUGCUUCACCAAAGGCCUGCCAAGUUUUACAUGUGUGCAUCCUUUCACUCUUCCAUAUUAUUCAUAUAACCCUCUAAGUUUUUGUCACACCAUCGUAGGUGAAAAACCUGAUUGAAGAAAUGGCUGCUUUGGAUGAGGUCAUUGCUAAGCUGACCAAGGAGAAAAAGGCAUUGCAGGAGGCCCACCAGCAAGCUCUGGAUGACCUUCAGGCUGAGGAGGACAAAGUCAACACUCUGACCAAGGCUAAAGUCAAGCUGGAGCAACAAGUGGAUGACGUGAGUCAAGGCACAUGAAAAAUGUCUGUGGUGGUGUAAAAAUUGAGGCUUCCAGGAGAGAGGAAACCAUUUUGUCCAGAGAUCUGGCUAAAAGCUCACUAGAUUGUGCAAACAUAAAUGCUUUGCUGGAAAAUUAUCAGUCUCAGAAACCUUAACAAUAUCUACCUGUCCAGUUCUUUGAAAUGUCUGUACAGCAGUAUCUGCCUUUCAUAUGUUCCAGUCCAGAACUGGCCCUACCAUUAGGCAGAGUGUGUCAACAGAUGCUUGUGGUGAGGGACAGCUUCCCCCUCUAUUAGAGGACAGACCUGUGUGUGUUAACCCCCUUAAACUAGCCUGCUGCCCUCAGGUGCCUUGGAGGACACAUUGCCUGUGUUGAAGUGAGAUUCAACUGCUGGUCUAGUCACCUUCUGUGUGUAGAAGGGGUGGGAGGGGGGUACCAUCUUGCCUUUGGCCUCAGAUAGCAAAAUGUCUAGCCCCAUAACAAUGUGCUUUUUGGGGCAGAUGCUUCUGUAAUGUUUCCAGCUGGCUGAGCUUCUUAUCCAAUGUUGGGGAACCUGUGGCCCACCAGAGGGUGUUGGACUACAACUGCCACCAUCCCUGUCCAUUGGCAGUGCUGGCUAGGGUUGUUGGGACUUUUGGAGGGACAUGGGUUCUCUAUCUCUGACAUCAUUGCACGGAGGCACCAUUUUGGGAGAAAGGGUAAAUUGGGUGAGCAAAGCAUGUUCUGUGACUUUCUCAUUUUCCUUCACUAUUCUUUGUGCCCUCUAGCUGGAAAGUGCUUUAGAACAAGAGAAGAAGAUACGGAUGGACCUGGAAAGAGCAAAACGCAAGCUGGAAGGCGAUUUGAAGCUCACUCAGGAAUCUGUGAUGGAUCUGGAGAAUGAUAAGCAGCAGCUGGAAGAGAAACUCAAGAAGUGAGCAUGCAAUUGAUGGAAAUACCACCCAACCAAACCAAACCGGUUUAAGCAGGCUGCUUGAUAUCAGCCUAACAACAGAUGUGAGAUAAUAGCUCACAACAGAUGCUGAAUUGUUUCUGCACUAGAAUUUUGGAACAAUAAUUACAGGUUGAAAAGGGUUCUCUAUUUUCACGCAGUAUCGAAAGGCAAAUUUGAGUAGGAGUCUCUGCUGUAUGAAGGAUUGUUGAAGAUGCAAGUGAAAAUAGAAAUGGUGGGCUUUGUGUCUGAUUUGCGUCCGUGGGACUUAAGCAUACAUACUUAGGAUUUAUCCCUCCUGCUUUUCCCCAUGUCCUCAAGGAAACUUCAGUUACCGGAGUGAGAAACAGAGAAAGGGCAUGAGCUGCACAGUGCAACCCACUAAAAUGCUCAUUAUGGCUUCGGAUCACUGCCCUCAAUGAAGAAAAGCAGGGGCAGCUGGUGAAUCUGCCUUCAUCUGUGCCCCAGCUCUCAACUCAAGUGAAUUGCUACAUGGUUCAAAGAAUUAAGCUGCUUUGUAGGCUUAUUCAUGUGUUGCACUGAACACAAGUACAAGCUGUCUCUGCACAUGAACAAGUGUUUGUGUCAAAGAAUAUACACUUGUUGGUUUGUGCGGCUGAACUAAUUCUGUACACAGACUGAACACUUGUUGAACUUGUGAAUAACUGUGCAAGUGUGCAGCUCAGCUAUUGUUACACAGGUACACAGAUUGCGUACUCCUUGUAUGUAAUAUGUGAACACCCCUGUAUAUGAUAUUUUCAGCAAGACGGUCUUGUCCCACAACGCAAAAAACAUGAUUUUUAAAAAACCAUUUACAUUUUCAAACCACCAAUGUAGAAACAACCCUCCCUCAGUCUCCUAGCAGUGACAAUUGCUUCUAUCUCAGUCCCGAUAUAAACGCAGCUUGUUCUUAUUUUCUUUCAUAGGAAAGACUUUGAAAUGAACCAGUUAAAUUCAAGAAUUGAAGAUGAGCAAGUCCUUGCAAUUCAGCUGCAGAAGAAAAUUAAAGAGCUCCAGGUAAACCUAAGAGGGAGUGUUGGAUGUUAACAGGCACAAAAAAGGAAGGGAUUUUUAUUUUUUUUUACAGCAGCAGGGCUGGGUGUGAACAUUUUGGGGGGUAAGUGGGGAGCAAGCCCACCAUUUGUGCCAAAAGUCAAAAGGGGCAAACAUUUGGUCCGGCCUUUGAAGAAUUUCCUGUAAUCCACUGCAAUGUAGAUGCUCUUGGCCACUUGGUACCACAAUGAUUCAAGUGUUCUACCUGGAAGCCCAGAUAGAAGCGUUAUGAGCCCCUCAACCCUGAUCAGAGUCAUUGGGUUCUCCUCCCCCUUUCAUUCUGGGCAGAGUUACCUGGUGGUUUCUGCCAUCUUUUGUCUACUUGCAGGCCCGCAUUGAGGAGCUAGAAGAGGAGCUUGAGGCCGAGCGAGCUGCCAGGGCCAAGGUGGAGAAGCAGCGGGCAGAGGUGGCGCAUGAGCUGGAGGAGCUGAGCGAGCGGCUAGAGGAGGCGGGUGGCGCCACAGCUUGCCAGAUAGAGCUGAACAAGAAGCGAGAAGCAGAAUUCUUGAAGCUGCGCAGGGACCUGGAGGAGGCCACGUUGCAGCACGAGUCAACUGCUGCUGCCCUGCGCAAAAAGCAUGCAGAUUCUGUGGCGGAACUGGGGGAGCAGAUCGACAACCUGCAGCGCGUGAAGCAGAAGCUGGAGAAGGAGAAGAGCGAGUUGAAGAUGGAGGUGGAUGAUCUGUCAUCCAACAUUGACUACCUCACCAAGAACAAGGUGAAUGCCAUUUGCUGAUGCUUCCUUGUGCACUAAUGUGUUGAAAGGAGGAGGAGAUGUUGUAAGCAGAGGUAGAGCUUUCCGUGCAUGAAUGUGAAUGGGCUAGUUUAGUGCUGCAACUCUAAGCCAGAAGGUGGCUUGAGGGAGGAAGGUAUCACAUACAGCAGUAAUUUGGUGAAUGAAUGAAUCAGCUAAGGUGUAUUUUAGCUUAGAAGUCCAUUACAGUGAUUGGUUGUUCAGAUGGAGCGGAUCAGGUGCACUUUUUCAGCAUUUCGGUUCCCUUUCUCUGUUUCUGAAGUGUUCCUCAACUUGACAGGUCCCCUGCUGGUUUGCUCAGUUGACAAGGACCAGCACUGCCGUGCAAGUUUACACCAUUGACUUUCUGACUGGUCAGGGUGGGAAGAAGGUAGCUGCCUUUUUUUAAGGAAGCACUGUGUAUACUGUGCAUGAUGGGGACAGUGAACUACAUGUAAGUGCUAAGGGAGCAGACCAUGAAGGCACUAGAGCUCUUCACUGGCCAUGAUCCAGCCCUAGGCUCUGCCUCGAGCCAGUUGUUUAAUGCAUUGACAAUUCAGACAUCUAGACAAAGUUUUCUUCCCUGUUGCAGGCAAAUGCUGAAAAGCUCUGCCGAACAUAUGAGGAUCAGCUGAGCGAAACCAAAUCAAAGCUGGAUGAACUCCAGCGUCAGCUAGCCGAAGUCAGCACCCAGCGUGGGAGACUGCAGACUGAAAAUGGUAUGUUUUGCUUUCAAAGUCGCUCCCUCUGUUAGAUACCUGGCUUGAUUGCUUGCAUGUUGGAUCUCCCCAGGAAGAGAGCAGUCUGGAUAAGCAGCCUUGAUGAUGCAAGAUAUUCUUAUGUCAGAUAAAUUGCCUAUGAAGAGCUGCAGAAUAUCCAUGCAGGACAAUUGGCCUUGGGGAUCUUGGCAUGUUGAGUUUGAACUUGAGGCAUGAGGGUUUUGAUUCUUGCUUGGCCAUGAGGAGGCUAAUUGAAUGUCCCUGGAAAAGUCGCUGUCUGUCUACAUACUUCACAGUGUUGCUCCAGGCUUGAGGGGGGCCCUGGGCAAAAUGCCUUCUCAUGGGCCACUCUCCCCUGUCAGUGGCUUGGUGGAUUUAUCUAGUGACUGAUGCUACGUCAGGGGCAUUGUGGGACAUUACAGCAUUGGCUAGAUGCAGUUGCCUGCCCCUGCUUGUAGCGCUGAGCCAGAAACUAAUCGAAGGCAUCAUUAGAAGGCCCUGCCUGGUACUGAGACCCUGGCAAUUGCCCAAAGAUGCCACUCCUGUAAUGAUAAAUAACUGAGAUUAGAAUUAUCAACCAUUUUGGAGCUUUAUGAAGCUCAUGCCAAUUAUGCUAUGCAUGCUUCAGAAAAUACAGAGCUAAUUACAUUCAUUGGGCUCGGCUUUCUAACAGGUUAGAUUUUAGAGCCACCAAGAGAAAGCACUGAAUCCAUUUUGAUUGACAUGGCUACAGUCUUUUGAGGUGAACAUUAGACUGAGAGCCCAUAACAUCUAUCUUAUGGGGAUUAGGGUGGGAUCAUAAAAUCUGUUGGGCUAAUGAGUCCCACCAGUGGAAGCCUGCAUAAGGAUUUUCACUUGUGCACUGGGGCUUUCCUUCCCCUUCACCUCCACCCUCAAAAAACAGCUCAAGAGAGUCAGGAAAACUGCUAGAACAGCAUGCGAAGGAGGGGAAGGGAUUGUUCCAUCUGACAAACUGAAUACCACCCAAUGUCUGCAUCCUGCCCACGCUGAUAACCUUCAAAUGAGUUGUUUUCAGUGAUGGAUCAGUCCUGAAAACUGCCGUGUCGCUAUUUUGGAUUUCAAAGGAAUGGAAAACGAUGAGUUCUCUAAUGAAAUGUCAAUGGGAUAUCUGGCUUUUUACAAAAUUAGGAGAACUUAGCCGACUUCUUGAAGAGAAGGAGUCCUUUAUAAACCAGCUGAGUCGUGGCAAGACUUCCUUUACGCAAACCAUUGAUGAACUCAAGAGACAGCUAGAAGAAGAGACUAAGGUGACCAUUUAUACAUCUGGGGUUACACCUGCAGUCAAGAGCUGGUAACAGGGAACCAGGACUUAAUUUGUACUGCGGGGAAGCUCACUUGGGCCCUGAAACUAUUUUUCAAUACCCAGAACAUAUCCUGGAAUAUAUCAAAUAAUAGUAAGGAGAAGUGCCUCUGAGUAUGUGCAGAGUGCUUUUCUAUACCACUGAAUAACCACAGUCUGCAUAUUUUUAGGAUUCAGGAACAGGACUUUCAUGGGCAUGUUUGAGAUCCAUCCCCAUCUUUUUGGCUAUAAUGCUAUAAAGGGAACCCUUUAAUGUAGAUAAUAUUGCGUUUCCAUGGGGAGAGUGAAUAAGACAGUAAAUUAUACUCCCAUAGCUGCAGCAAUAUUUUCAGUAUGUUAACAAAUGUCUCUGAUGGGAAAGAUGUUUUUCGAAAGGGAGACAACAGUAGCCUUGAUUCUUCUACAUUCCAUAAAGACUGUAAAUAAGAAAAGCCAUGGCUUCUGGUUCAGCCAGGACAGGGCAGGUGUGGUGAUUAUGUUGGGUGAUUGGCAUGGCCAGUCAGUGGACUGUUUUCCUUGUUGACUCGUCCACCUUGAGCUCUCAAGAGUAUCUGCUCCAAUGAUUGUCACAGGCCCUUUGUUUAAUGUCCAUAAAGAGCCCAGCUCCUCCUACCCUCCAUAUUGUGUAUAUUUUUUGCAUAGAAGGCAACCAUCUUCACAAACAGUUGCUCCUAACUUAUUGAUGAAUAAUCUGUCAGAAUGUAUUGAACCCCAGCCUUCAUUUGACACACUGGGGAGUUAGAACUAUCUACUCCUUGAUAAAUGGACACAUGCAAGGGAGAGAGGCCUUGUUUCCAUUUUACUACAUGCGAUUCCAACCUUCCAGUCCAAGAACGCUCUGGCUCAUGCUUUGCAAGCUUCCCGCCACGACUGUGACCUUCUGCGGGAGCAGUAUGAGGAGGAAGUGGAAGCCAAGGGAGAUCUCCAGCGGUCCCUGUCAAAGGCCAAUGCAGAAGUGGCCCAAUGGAGGACCAAAUACGAGACAGACGCCAUCCAGAGGACAGAAGAGUUAGAGGAAGCCAAGUAAGUCCUAGAGGUGGUCAUUCAUGCAAAAUAAAUUUUGUGCCGUCCCAAUUCUGUGCAGAAAUGAAGCAGCUUUGGCAUUACAGUGUGGCACAAAGGCACCUUUUCGAUUAAGUGCAAUAGGUAGGAUGGCCAUGUGUCCAACUUCACAGAGCACAGUUCUCUGUUUGGAGGUGUUCUCUAUCUGAAAGGCUGGCUGGUCCAGAUUUUUUAAAAGUGUAAGAAGGGAGAAGUACCACCUUGAAGUUGCCCAUCGCCAGUAGGCACCUAGAAAGAAGACAGCAGGUCAUCUGAUCAGUCUUUCCCUUUAUGGUGAGAUGUAUUCUAUAUAAACUCCAGUAAUUCUUUGUAAAUUUGCAUCUAUGCAUAUAAAUUAUGCAAAUUUGAUGGUGUGUAAAUGGCCACCCAAUAGCAGGAGGCAGGAAAAGUCCAUGUUAGGGAUAUAUUUCAGGAAGAGGGAGGAAGCAUGCCAUAAUGAGCUCCAGCUUCCUCCUCAAGUUUCACUUCCCAGUUUGUUGCUUCCGUCUCCCUUGAAGAUCCUUCUCAACAGAAAGGUGGAAAGCAUUGCACCAGGUGGAUGAGAUCUGUGCUGCUUCUAGAGCUCCAUCUCCGGCUUGUGUAGGAGCAGCUAUUUCCCUAGCUAACCAUGAUAAUUUGCAGGAAGAAGCUGGCCAUCCGGCUGCAGGAGGCAGAGGAAGCUGUGGAAGCAGCCCAUGCCAAGUGCUCCUCUCUGGAGAAGACCAAGCACCGUCUGCAGACAGAGAUCGAGGACCUCUCGAUCGACCUGGAGAGAGCAAACUCGGCCGCUGCUGCUUUGGACAAGAAGCAGCGCAAUUUCGACAGGAUCAUUGCGGAGUGGAAGCAGAAGUACGAGGAGACGCAGUCAGAGCUGGAGUCCUCCCAGAAGGAGUCCCGCAGCCUCAGCACAGAGCUCUUCAAGCUCAAGAACGCCUAUGAGGAGUCCUUGGAAAAUCUAGAGACUCUCAAACGCGAAAACAAGAACCUGCAAGGUAUCGUCAGGGCUGUGGGUAAUCCAAGUGGGUACUUUGCAAUCCAAGGAGCUGUUACUGGGCAGGCACAGGUGUCGUUUGUUCUUUUUCUUCUGUAAAGGCAGCUUCUAUCUAGCCCUUACGAUGGGAAGAGAAUGCUUGAAAGUGUGGGAGUAAUGACCUGGAGGUGGAAGCAGGGUAGAGAAUCUGAGCAGGAUCACCAGUGUUCAGGGAAUGAUUUUGCCCUUCUCCUCAGUAACAGGCAGAAAAUAAUGAUUGAUGUGACCCACAUAAGGUCAAAGCAUGCCCUACUUGUGGGUCUCUAUCCUUCCACUUAAGACCAGUAGCCUAAUGAAUGUGUGGGCUCAUCUGUGGACCAAUUUGCAAGGCUGAUUUUGAGCACCUUGGACGAAGGGUGGUGCUGAUGGGUUGAUAGCCUCUUGUAUUUGUGUGUGGCCCAAGUACGUAAGCCAGCCUUCACCAGUCUUGUGUUCUCCAGAUGUUAGCUGGGGCUGAUGGGCAUUUUAGACCAAAACAUUUGGAGAGCACCAGAUUGGCGAAGGAUGGCAUAAGCCAUACCCAUGCGGCAAGCUCAGCAAAGGUCCAGAGCUUUAGGUUAGGCAUUCUGUCCUGUCUUGUCUUCCAUUCUGGGUUUGAUUUUGGUCACCCUUUCCCCCAGUCACUUGGAGAUAGACGGUGGAAUUCAACCAAGUCCUACUUAGAGUGGACCUAUUGAAAUGAAUGAACCUUAGUCAUGUCAAUUCACUCCAGUGGGUCUACUCUGAGUAGAAAAGGCAUUGAAUUCCGCCCAGGAAUCUUGAAUGAGUGGAGUAUCUGAAUACCAGCUACGUGUUAUUAUUAUUAUUAUUAUUAUUAUUAUUAUUAUUAUUAAAAACAACUACAGCUACAUGCAGGCCUAUAAUUCCUAUCUUCCUUACCAGAGGAGAUCACUGACUUGACUGAUCAGAUUGGCAUGAGUGGCAAAACCAUCCAUGAGCUGGAGAAGCUGAAGAAAGGUCUGGAGAGUGAGAAAAAUGAAAUCCAGGCUGCCCUGGAGGAGGCUGAGGUGAGCCCCCAGCUUGUGAGCAGAGGGAGAGCUUCAUGUUGUGGCUGUGCACAAUGUCAGGCUACAUUAUGUGAAAUCCAAGCCAUAUCCCAACUGAAUUGGGGGCUACAGCAAUGCCCUUCAACUUUGAGUCCCAGAAGUUGUUGGGCUCCUGCUGCCAUCAUUCCUGAGUGUGGGCUGUGCUAGCAGUGGCUGAUGGGGACUGGAAUCUACCAACAUCUAGAGGGCCACAGAUUCCCCAUCCCUGCUGUAGCUCAUUGUGCUGCUCCUCAUUUUGGAUUUUGACCAGAAAGCUUUGCCACGUGGGAGUUGUAAUCCAUCACCUAGGGACCCAAGGGACACUGGGCCACAAAGAUUUGGGGCAGUGAAAGGAGUGCCUUGCUUAAUUUGAGGAAUAUGUCAGUGUGCCUGUGCAUGUUCCUAUGGGAAAAUACAAAUGUAGGAAGUAUUGCCCAAGUCCUACAGUGUUCAUGAAGGAUCCUGUUAGGUAGAGCCACAUAGAUGUUAGAACUGUGGCAUUUAGAAACAGUAUCCUUUUAACAUGCAGGCCUUUGACAAGUCGUCUUCCUCUUUCCCACAUUUGCCUCUCAUCCAUCACUUGCUGCUGUUGAUUUUUUUUCUGGCCUUGUCUUGGUGUUGAAUCCUAGCAGGUGGAACAACUAGAGGCAUAGAAGCUGACCAUUUACCUGGCUCCACGAUGGCAUCUAGUGGUCAGAAAAGUACACUUCUGGCCUUUGCCAACAUGGUGCCAGGUUUAUUUUAUUUUAUUUUAUUUUAUUUAUUAUUAAAUCUCUACCUCAGCCUUCCUCCUAGAGAAGCCCAAGGUGGCAAACACCAAAAUAUUAAAAUGCUAACACAAUUAAAUUAAAAACACAACAUUUAAGAACAAUCUCAUAGCCCCACAGCUAAUAAGGUUCAAGGUUCCUAGAAACAAUUAAUGUUAUCUUACAGCAACCAAACACCUGGGUAAACAGGAGUGUUUUAAGUUCAUUAUAACAGUUGUUAAUGAGGGAGAGAGGGUUGGCAAAGUCUCUCACAAAUAUUAGAUAUCUUAAUGAGUUUCAGGCUAUUCAGCACCCCUGAUGCCUUUUUCAAAAAUAAGCUGAAGCAGAUUGAGGGGACUGGGACUCUGGUGAGCCUUUUCAUGAAGUACUUAUCUUUCCUUCUGCUCCUAGGGAGCCCUAGAGCACGAGGAGAGCAAGACUCUGCGCAUCCAGCUGGAGUUGUCUCAGAUCAAGGCUGAUGUCGAUAGGAAACUGGCAGAGAAGGAUGAAGAAUUUGAGAACCUCAGGUAGGUACAGAACAUAGUGUGGCAGGCUGUUCUGUGAAACUAAUUAGGUUUUUAUAGGUUUGGGCCUUCUGAAGCCUUCAUAACCAACACAGAGCAAAUCUACACAGAGAGGCAUCGUUGAGAAAACAAAAGUUGUGACGAAGGUUCACCGGUACUGCAUUUGUAGGUAUAAAGUGCCUCUUUUCUUAAGCAUCUUUCUUCACUCUCCCAGGCGCAACCACCAAAGAGCCAUGGACUCCAUGCAGGCUUCACUUGAUGCAGAAGCCAAAGCCAGAAAUGAGGCCAUCAGGCUGCGCAAGAAGAUGGAGGGAGACCUGAAUGAGAUGGAGAUACAGCUGAGCCACGCAAACCGCCAGGCUGCCGAGUCUCAGAAACUGGUGCGGCAGCUCCAAGCCCAAAUGAAGGUCAGCCAUGUCAGAAACAUGUCUUCACUGAGCCUCUUGGAGCUCUCCUGUAUUUCUGCCUCUCUCCAUGGCUGCUCCACAGAUACCCCUGGUAUCACAUUCCCCCAAGCCCAGCUCUACCGUUAGGCCCCUCAGGUGGCGGUUGUCGAUGGACAGCAUUUCCUUGAAGGACAGAGCCGUGUCUGCCAUGCUGCCUGUCCUGUGUCCUCUUAACUAGCCUGUUAUCCUCAAGUGCCAUGGAAGAUGCUACUCCAUUACCAAUAUUAGAGUAAUAUUAGACUGUGAGUCUAGUUGACUUCUGUAUGUGGAACUGGGGGGUGCCAUCUUGCCCUUUGCCUUAGGCAGGAAGUGUACUGGAUUGGCCCUGCGGGGGCAAGCUGCUGAUGGCAGGUGGGCCAAAUCCAGAGGUAAAUAGGGCCACAGUGCGCAAUCUCUCUCUCUCUUUCUCUCUGCUACAUGCUUACCCCCACAUCUUGCCACCUGCAUGAAAUUAGGCCAAAGGCCUCAUGUGGUUGUUGGGCUACAGGUUCCCCACUCCUCUUUCCUUAUAGCUCUUGCUUCUCUCUCAUAUUAAUCAGACCCCUUUUUUUCUUGUGGUGCCUGACAGGACUUGCAGAUAGAACUGGAUGACACCUUGCGCCAUAACGAUGACCUGAAGGAGCAGGCUGCUGCCCUGGAGAGGCGCAACAACCUGAUGCUGGCCGAGGUGGAGGAGCUGCGUGCAGCCCUGGAGCAAGCUGAGCGUGGAAGGAAGCUGGCUGAGCAGGAGCUGCUGGAGGCCACAGAAAGAGUCAAUCUGCUGCACUCGCAGGUGAGGCAGAGGCUGAGGUCCCAUGUGAGAUACCAACUGCUGGACUCAGUGCUGAAUAGAUGGUUGAAGUGAACUGUUUCAAAUCAGCCCUGAAAAAAUGCAGGGUUCUUGAUCUACCUCCCUUCUGGGGAUAAUUUCUCGCUUGGGCUCAUGGGAAACUGUGUCCUAUGAAUAGCUGCAUGUAGAUUAUUUAUUUAUUAUUUAUUAUUGCCAAAUGUACAACAUACAAGAGGCAUAAGACAAUAUCAGAGGUACACCAUGAGGGUGGGUCUGAGCAGCAGAUACAGGGAGGCUCCAACGAUAGAAAAGAGAGCGGAUCCCUUAAUUAGUUUUGAUUGGUUUUGGUGAUCAGGAAUUGCACAGUGGAUCGUCUAGUAGCAGACUCAGGCCUCAACCAGGGGCCCAGAAUAGUCUGGCUAUGCUGUACAGAAUAUGCACUUCCACACCGAUAGGGACCCAAACCAAAUUGCUCAGCGGUAGAGACAUGAACCUUGAAAAAUUGUGUGUCAUGAAAAAUGACAUGUAUGAGAGGGUGAGAUUACCUGGGGCACACCCGGUUGUGUUGAUUUCAAUGUUCCUAUCUGGUUCAUCUUUUUGCUCAAUUGGCAUGAUUUUAGAUUGAAAGUCGUCGCCAGGGCACUGAGUGUUGCCAGCUGAUAACAAGCAGACGCCCAAUGAUGCAAUCCUUAACUCCAGACGUAUGGCUGCGUUGCUCACACACAUGGGGAGUUUCAGGAGGCGACGGAGAAACUGAUUCUGCAAUGUCCCCAACGAUGUUAAAUUGGACCCUGGGGCCCAGAGCGGGGCAGCAUAACAGAGGGUGGAAACCACUUUUGCAUGGUACACCUUCAAUGCAGAAGGGAUGUGGGAGGCUCCGUCGGCCGCAAAAAAUUGGAGUAGAGUAUAAAGUAUUGUUUUCCCUUUGUUUAGUAAAUACUGUAUCUGUGGCUUCCAGCUUAGGUUGUAGUGAAAAAAGACUCCCAGGUAUUUAAAUUUGAAAACUUGUUCUAAUUGGACUCCAUCUAACUUCCAGCUGUAAGUUUUCCGGGACCUGGUAAAGACCAGGACUUUAGAUUUCCCAUGAUUAAUUGUCAGAUGGUUGAGUUUGCAAUAAGCCGCAAAAAUCUUUAGAGCUCUGCAUAAACCGACUCUAGAGUAGGAAAGGAUCGCUGCAUCGUCGGCAUAUAAGAGCAGAGGGCAGCGAAAAUCAGCUAGGCGGGGGGGCAUGAAUGUUGGCUUGAGACUCAUUCAGAAAGAGCUUCAUAUCGCUAAUAAACAAGUUGAAAAGGAGUGGGGCCAAAAUGCAACCUUGGCGCACACCUCUAUUUAUUGGGACCUCGUUGGAUAGGUUUCCCGCCGGUGUGAGUCUCACUCUAGCCGACGACCCAUGGUGUAAUUGGGUUAUAAGCCAUAACAGCCUUCUAUCUAUGCCCCAUCUCUCUAAUUUCUUCCAUAGACAGUUUCUUGGGAUACUGUCGAAGGCGGCCUUUAGGUCUAUGAAAGCGACACAUAGGCGCCCGACUCGGGGCAGAAUAUUUUCUGGCAAGAUGAUACAUGAUUACCAUAUGGUCAGUGGUCGAAUAAUUGUUCCUAAAGCCCGCUUGCUCGUGGCCAAUCAAAUUUGAGUCGUUUGCCCAAUUGGACAGCUUGGACAGCAAAAAUUUUGCAUAGAUUUUCCCGAUGAUAGACAAAAGGCUGAUGUUCCGAUAGUUCUCCGGGUCAGCAGGGGGACCCUUUUAUGGACUGGCACGAUCACGGCCUCCUUCCAUGACCUAGGGAUAAGCCCCGUAGAAUUAAUUGCAUCAAAGACUUUGGCCAGGAUUUCAGCCCACCACCUCGGUUGCGCAACAAUAGCCUCAGCAGGGACUAGAUCCAGCCCGGGGGCUUUGCCCGAUUUCAGAUCUAAUAUCAAGUCCAUUAUCAGGUCUGGGUCGGUAGAGGGCCACAAAGGUAGAUGGUCGGCUCGGAAUUCAGUGGAUGAGUUGGAUUCCUCUGCCAAGGAGAAAUAUUUGCUCAAGAAUUGUUCCCAUGUGGGCGCAGGGAUAAUCGUCAGUGGGUACUUCCUUCCUCUUUUGUUUAUCAAAGCCCAAAAUUCCUGUGGUCUGCGGGAUCUAGAGGCCGCAAUCAAGGCUCGCCAACGCUUUAGAUGCCACUCACGUUUGGCCAGCUUUAAAGUCUGUUUGUAUGCUCUUUUGGCUUGUAAAUAGGAGGAUGGUAGAGCCUGGGCAUUAGAGUUUUUGUAUUCAUUAUAGAUGGAACGAAGAAGGGAUCUUGCUUGUUUGCAAGAGGUAUUAAACCAAGGGGCCCCAGCACUGCAAUGCGCUACUUUCGCCUUUUGAGGAGGUAAUGUAAAAAAGUGGUAAGGUUUGUUGUAAGAAGGUUAAAAAUUUCAAAACCGAAUUGGAAUCUUGUAAAUCAGUAGCUAUUUGAGGUAGAUAGGCAGUGAUUUCCCUAUGGAAAAAAUCCUGGUAUUUUUGGGCCACAGCCUCCGACCAUUUGAUCCCACUUAUUUUGGUCGCUGAUGAGGUUUCCAGAGGGACUGAGUGUUUAUAGUCCUUCUGGUACCGGAACAAUGACAAAGUGGUCACUAUUGGGAGGUGAUCACUGAAAUGUUGGUUUUCAACCUGGAAGGAGAGUACAUUGACGGCCAAAUUUGCGGAGAUCAAGAGGUAAUCGAUAACACUGUUAGAUGCUGGUCCCAGGUGAGUGAACUCCCCGGUAUAUCGGGGGAAGGUGCCGUUCAAGAAUACUAGAUUCAGGCGAAUGGCCAUUUGGUAAAGGGUCACUCCAGCUUUGUUUACUCUGUUGUCCUUUGAAGUUCUAAUUCUAGCAUGUUCCAAGUCAAAGUUGCCCAAACAUGGGGGAGUCCACCAUUUGGACUUAAUUAGUAGGUCCCAAUUUGUGGCAAUUCGAGCAUUAAAGUCUCCCCCAAUUAAGGAGUACGAGUUAGGGCAUUUGGUAUGACAUGACAAUAGGUGAUUUUCAAAUGAUUCCCAUCUCCAAUCAAGAUCAGGUGCUGAGCCUUCGGGGGGGAGAUAACCAUUAGUAAUUAGUAAUGAGGACUUCCCUUCUGCAAUCAGUCCAGAAAGAGCAAAAGGCGGGAAGCCCGUACCAGGGUGAAUUUGGCGCGAAGUUGGAGUGAGAUCCCAAUCAAACGACCCCCUUGGGGCGACCACCUUUCAAGGAAGGGGAGGCCGGAAGUGUUAGAAGAUCAAAACCGUCUAUGGUAAUCUCUUCCUCAUCCCAUGUUUCUUGGAAUAGGAUGAUGUUAAAUGAAUUUAUGUACUUCCUGAAUUCGGGGUCUGAUUUUUUGGUUCUCCAACCAGCAAUGUUCCAGCUAAGUAUUGAUAAUGUCGGGUCCUUGUGCUGUCCCGGUAAUUGUCACUUUGAGUUGUUUAAUGGGUUCUUGGAGGUAGAGCGAGGACCCAUAAGGAAAUCAGUAAUUUUAGUUUGUGCGGAUAAAGUCUUCUUCUGUGUUGAUUGAAUCCGUGAUUUGGUAACAUUAACAGGCAGGAAGGGCUUUGCCGGGGAGGAAGAAUUAGGCAAAGUUGGUGAGGUCGGAUGCUGUUCAUUGAGGUGAGUAGUAGCAAGUCUUUGAUGGGCUAUACUAGUAGAUCCAUCAGAGUUAUCAGUCUUAACCAGGGUAGCACUAGGAGGUGUUCCAGUCAUCACUUGUAGUUGCUGCGCAGCUGGAGAAGAAUUAUCACGCAGAUGUAUAGAAGGACGUGAACGCGGAGAUGGUACAUGCAUAGUCAUUUCCUGGUGAUCUUCAGACAGGGUAGAUUCUAGCUCAGGCAUUGAGGCAAAGGAAUCGUCAACUUCCAUAUUUUGAUUGGACAUAAAGUCUAAGACGGGAGUAUUGAGUUUAUCAACUUCCUCCACGGUAGAAUGGUGCUGUUGGAGCUGUUGGUCAACAGGUGAUUGCUGAUUCAGAUCAGUAGGGGUAACAAAGUAGCAGGUUGAGAGAUUAUCAGGGCAUUUGAUGGAGACGCCUUGUGGGACGUGGAGUGCCUGCUCUCCUCUCUCAUCGGCAUAGAGGGGUCCCCUUGCGAUAGGAGUCUUUGUUUGAGUAGAUCCAAUCUAUCGAGAAUAGCCUGCUGUUCUUCUGAAGGGAGUUUUCCAUAGGAGAGGAUAAGAUUUCUCUCUUCAGGGAUAUUCCAAUCUCCGCUUGCAAUUGGAUCAUUCCUCAGUGUAGCUAGAUGGGCACUUGAGGUCGCAGAUGGAGCAGGGGGUACCCAGCUAGGUGUUUUCCCCUUUAUUAUAGGAACAGAAGGAGGAAACGAGCGUUCAUUGCCGGUUAAGAUGUUGGCAAAAGAGGUUUAACACUCGUGUCCUUAAAGACUCUUGUUGUUACAAUCUCCCAGGGUGCCAGCCGAUCUUUCUCUCUUGCAAGGAGAUGUGGAAUCCUUGCAGACUGGAAGGAGAGCAUAAAUUUCCUUGGCCAGGGCGUGGCAAUUAGGGGUACUACAGAUAUAAGAUCUAUCUGGGAAAAAGGAAUAUUUAACAAAUCACGUAGGUACCCUUUAGCCAUCCUCAGGUUAUUCCACCUAAGUCUGGGGGCGUCACGGGAAAAAAUGGCUAGACAUAUUUUAUUAGGUUGAAAAAUCAAGGAUUGCCUAUUCCUUUGGGGCAGUGGCGGCCUGCAUCUUGAGCUCUUAAGGUGAAAUUUCUGGUCAGGUUGUCUCUUUAAGGCACUUACAAGCUGCACAGGAGAUUGAUGCAAAUUAGAUAGCUCAGUUGAGGAAGGUAGAUGAGCCAGAAGGGCCCGUGAAAGUUUAUUCAAUGUCAAAGAAAUCCUCCAAUUCCUUGAAAAUGAAGCUUAAAGUCCUGAUUACCAGUUGUAUUUGAUCAGGUACUAAUUCAUGGGCAGUUUGCCCUAAUGCGUCCCGUUUCAAUGACGGAGGUGUAAUUAGGGUAUCAGGGAGGAGGGCUUCCCUAUGGCUUCCGUCCCCGCUGGAUCAGCUAGCUUUUCCGGCUCUCCUUGAUCAUACAGAGGCCAAAAGCGGUUGUAUGUUUCGACCGCAGAAACAAUUACUUGCUCUGUUUUGCUGUUAUUGUUAGUAGAUGGUUGGGGAGAUUCAAGCUUCGACUGCUUUACUCUUGGAGGUGAGCAACCUUUCUCAGCAGAUCUUGGUCGCUUGCCAUGACCCAUUUGUCGCUGUCUCACUAACUACGGAGGUUCAAAGUAGAAUAAACGGAGAUAAAGAGAGAACUUAUCUUUUAUGGGCGCAACUCCUCUGCUACUCCUCCUCCUCCACUUCUCAACAUAGCCCAGUCUUCAAGGCGGCGUUACUAAUCAGCGACAGGCUUUCUCAGCAGAGGGUUUGAAUAUCCUUGUUGAUACGUAUAUUGGCACCAACAGGCCAACCGUAGAAGUAAAACGAUUAAAAACUUCUAACAGAAGUAAAAUAAUUUAAAAGUCUAAUAAAACAACUAUAAAAACGGCAGUAAAAAGCUAUAAAAGGCUAUAAAAGGUUUGUAAUCCGGAGGGUUCACGAAGGAGAAGUUGUUACAGCCGCCAUCUUAAAUCCAGAGCUCCCACUCCAAGAGAAGGGGAUAUGGCUAGAAGACCCUGUAUUUUCUUGUUUACAUAGAAAGGGGGUGUUAUCUCAUUGGGGAAUAUAAACUUGAUUUAGGUUUUUUUUUAAAGCCCAGGAAGAGAUCUAUUUCUUUGCAUUUUGUUAUUUACUCCAUUUAUAUCCUCCUGUUUUUCCAACAUGGAACUUAAAGUGAACCAAUUUGCAUGCAGACUCUCCCAGGUUCAAUCCCUGAUAUCUCCAGUUAAAAGGCUCAAAAGGAGCAGGGGUCAGGAAAGACUCUCUGCUUGCAAGUCUGGAGAGCUGCUUCUCAGUCAGACCAGACAACCCAUGGUUAGAGGGAGUAUUUGUUAGCACCCUUUGUUCCUAAUGUCAUGGCGAGUUCAUUUCCACGGUCCCUUUCUUUCCCAGAACACAGGUCUGAUUAACCAAAAGAAGAAGAUGGAGGCAGACAUCUCCCAGUUGAGCACUGAGGUGGAGGAGGCAGUGCAGGAAUGCCGGAAUGCGGAAGAGAAGGCCAAGAAAGCCAUCACGGAUGUAAGAGAUUGGAAGCCCUUGAGAGGGACUCUUGCACUGUUCCUGUUACAAUAAUGCUUGUUUAGUAUAUAUUAAGCCAGAAACACCCUUUGAACAGACAAAAAACAAAAAGCAGUCCAAUUUCAAAUGCUGAUUCUCUGAAAGUCAGAUGUUGGCUUUUGGAUAUCAAUCUAAAAUGUGAAACGUACAUUUUAAAAUGUCCAAAUUUUGACAGCUGUCCACUCAAUAAAACAUUUGUUUCAGCUCUUGUAGUUAACAGAGGUUUUGACUCAUUACACAAAAUUACCUACAGAGCUGGCAGCUUCACUAUCACAUAUUCACCAGAACAUCUCCAUGCUCUCUGUGUAAUGACUGGCUAGAGCUGGCAAUGCCUCUGUGUUAAUAGGUGGUUGCCUACAGCAUCCCUUUUUGUAGGUGGCAUUCUUGAUGCUGCCACAGCACUUAGGAAUCAGCAGCUGAAGUAGAUGAUGUGAGGAAGGCAUGGCCUGGUCAGUGGUAAGGUGUUGCUGAAGUAGCAGGACAAGAGAGGCAGGACACCUGAGGGUUAGAGAAGGUGAGUGAUCUGCAGCACCUUUGGACAAGGAUAGCCAAAGUGGUGUCCUCUAGGUCUUGUAGACUACAACUCCCAUCAUCCGUGACCAGGCUGGCUGGGGCUGAUGGGAGUUUUAGCUCACAACAUCUGGAGGACACUCUAUUACCUAUCUUUGCUUUAGGAACUAAGGGGCUGACCCUUGGUAAUUUUGGUACAGAGGAGAGGAGAUAAUAAACCAGGGUGAACUCCCAGUUGGGGAUAGACAAUGGCUGUUAACAUAAGUGAAGAACUUGAUGAGCAUGGAGACAGAUUGCGGAGGAGGGAUUUGCUAUAAGGAUUGCAACAUUCCACUUAAUGGGUGAAACUUCUAAAUUAGACCCAGUACCUGAUUGGUUGAAUGGGUAGUGGAGUCUGAAACACAGCUAUGGAUAAUACAGAGGUGUUCACUUUUACUUGUGUCUGGGUAGGCCUAAGCUGUGCUAGUAUGUACGCUGGGCUAUCUCACCCUGCGGGUGUGCAAGAGAGGGUAGUUAUAUGCAUCUGUUCCAGACCUCCAGAUGCUACAUGGACUCUUUGCCCUUUGUCCCACUAGGCAGCCAUGAUGGCAGAGGAACUGAAGAAGGAGCAAGACACAAGUGCCCAUUUGGAGCGGAUGAAGAAGAAUAUGGAACAGACCAUCAAGGACCUGCAAAUGCGGCUGGAUGAGGCUGAGCAGAUUGCCCUGAAAGGAGGCAAGAAGCAGAUCCAAAAACUGGAAGCCAGGGUGAGAACAAGGGGAAUGUAACAUUUUUUCUUGCAGCAGCCAUCUAUGAUCCACAAGGCAAGGAGGAGGAGGGAUUAAUAGAAAUCUGAACUCUGCCAGAUCUGAAGCCACUGGAUAGAUCCUUCCAGCAACAUCCUUUCCCAAUGCCACUCUUGGUGUUCUGACUGAAUGCUGCAAAGUGUUCCUCUGAGCCCAACCCAGAACUGCUUAUCCUAAAUCCCUAACACUCAUACAAGCUUGAGCCCCACCACCUGCUAUGCUAAGCAUUCCAAGAAUGCUUCAUCAUAACUUGGGCUGUACUCAUGAUGUACAUCUGCAGGGAGAAUUUGUCAUUCCAAUAAUAUGAGGAUUCUAGCCCUCAUGGUUCUAGGAAACAGCUUGGAAAUGUGUUGACUUAGGAGGCUCCAACUCAACCAUUUCCUGUUGCGUUCAUUUCCCCUCUAUUGCUCAUGGGUAGGUUAAAAAAAAUCAUGCAGAAAAUUAAAUUGCCAAAUGCCCUUGCAUGAUUUGUUCUGGUACCAUUUUUUGAAUUCCCUUGACACUGAAUGAAAUACUGUGUUCACCAAUAUCCCUAAAAGAUGCUAGGUUUUUAUUUGAGAGAAGGUCCUAGUUGAGAGGGAUUGACCAAGGAUAGGCCUGGAGAAUAGUGCAAGUUGGCCUCUUCUCUUCCAGUUAUAUCCUGUCAUAGGAAGACAAGAUGCUCAGGGUACUCAGCCCUGAGUUGACAAAAUCUCAGCUACAAGGUUCCUGCAGGGAUCUAGAAUGUGGGAGUAUAGGCAAGUCCCCCUCUAACGUCUUCCUAGUGUGACAUACGAACAUCCACAUGAAUUCCUACUUCCUUGCCGAGUGUGACAAUUAUAUCCUUCAUUCUAGGUUUCUUCUCUGAGUCAAGUAAAGACAGGUGUAAAGGAACCUAAGCCACCCUAUUUGUUCUUUUCAGGUGCGUGAACUGGAGGGUGAAUUGGAUGUAGAACAAAAGAAGUAUGCAGAGACUCAGAAGGGUAUUCGCAAGUAUGAGCGCAGGAUCAAAGAACUGACCUAUCAGGUACAAGCCUCAGCAUCUUCACACCAAUUUCCCAGCCCCUUGUUUUAUUAGCAGUAGAGCUGCGCCAUAAGUGGGGGGGGGGCUUUAAAGGUCUGCCCCCAUGUAUUCCCCUUCCUCAUCCCAACAAUGCAAGGGUGACUGAAAAAUGUGGCAAGUUCCAACAUAUGGAGGACCACAUGCUACUGGAUAUGGAGAUCAAGGAGGGGCUGGAUUAAUCUAGGGAAGGUGAAGCUCCAAGGGAGCAGAAGGGGAAAAUCCCUGUGCAUAGUGUGGGAGAGAAUCACUGACAGGAAGAGCUGAGGUAUCCCAUGCUUUGCUAUUUGCUUUUCAGACUGAAGAGGACAGGAAGAACCUGGCACGGAUGCAGGAACUGAUUGACAAACUGCAGAGCAAAGUCAAGAGUUACAAGCGCCAGUUUGAGGAGGCAGUAAGUGUGGCGCUGCAUGGGCAGAGACUUACAGGCAGCAGAAAACGUGCUGUCUUUACUCACAGCUCCCUCUGGUCUUGUGGGAACCCUAGUGUCUACAUUCCCCAUGUGUUGCUGCAGUUAAUUCAAAGCAAGAAUCAUAUUCAAAAAGUGACACAACAGGAGCUCUGACACCUUAAAAUGUCACUCUCAUGUGCUUAGGGCAAAUCAGCCUUCAUUGCCCCUGCACCUUAUUGCUCUUAUAUAUGAGGAACCUCUGGCCCCCAGGGGGGAAAUGUGGCUCCCAGGCCUUAGUAUCUGGCCCUUGGAACUCUCUGCAGGCCACACUCUUCACCAAUCCUGCUCCAAGCCUUCCUUAAGUGUUUUGUAUGGCUGGAAAGUAGCCUUUACCACCACUAGCAUAUGGCCUGUGGAAGGAUGUCCAUAGGGCAGUGCUACCCCUUGGGCUAAAAAAGAUUUCCCAGCCAUGCUAUAGGCUCUGAAGGCACAAGGGCAAAUUCACACUCACACCUGCCUGCAAACCUUUUUCCAUGUGUCUAAGCAGACCAUACUUGCCACAGGGGUAUCUAAUCACAGGGCCACUACCAGUUCUGCUGUCUACAUCCAUCCCCGUCUUUCCUUCUUAGGAGCAGCAAGCCAACUCCAACCUUGUGAAAUACCGCAAGGUGCAGCACGAGCUGGAUGAUGCUGAAGAGCGGGCAGAUAUCGCAGAGACACAAGUGAACAAACUGCGGAUUCGCACUAGGGAAGUUGUACCUCUGAAGGUAAAGGCUAAGCUACCACAAAGCUUGUGAGGAUGGCUUACUGGAGGGGGAUGCAAAUCGUUUUGUUUUGAAUGCUAGUGAUAGAGAAUAACCGAGCCAGCUAAAUCUAGUGGUUUCUAGAUAGCUUGGACCACACCCACCCACCACUAAGCCAGAUGAUAAGCCAUGCCUUGUCUAUCUGGUUUAUUUUAUUUUCCAGCUGCUCUUUCCUUAUGCCUCUGUAGUUUGGAGAGCUUCUGGAAAGGGGUAGACAAACCAGCCAGCAUUAAGCUACUGGGUUCACAUAUUACCAAGCCAGUUAAAACAAACCAGGAUUCAUAAGCCAACAAACAACCAUGGCUUUGGAUCAUGGUUUAUUAGCAGUAAACAAUUCAUAGUUAAGGUGCAGGACAGGGUUCACACAUAGUGCUAAGCUAUGGUUUAAUAUUAUUUGGAAGAUGACCAAGCUCUACCACUCCAGGAAAGUAGGACAAGUCAGCACUCAAGAGCAGUGGCUGCAUCCUUGGGUUGCAACUUGGAAGGAAAAGACUGAGGGAGCGGUUGGGACUCCGCGAAGUUCCUGCAAGCUACUCUGAAACAUACUUUCUGUUUUUUUAUUAACAGUAUGAAGAAUAAGAAGCUGCAGUGCAACAUCCCUUCUCUCACCAUGUAUGUCAUUGUGUAGAUGUAAAUGGCUGCAACAGCCAUCACCGUCUCUGUAGUGAAUAAAACCUAGCAUUCAUGAGAA
Messenger RNA from Podarcis lilfordi (Lilford's wall lizard), 60852 nucleotides. NCBI's taxonomy places the organism in Eukaryota, Metazoa, Chordata, Lepidosauria, Squamata, Lacertidae. The record is from the annotation of a GenBank genome assembly.